Molecule: messenger RNA, 60277 nt
Organism: Podarcis lilfordi (Lilford's wall lizard)
Lineage: Eukaryota; Metazoa; Chordata; Lepidosauria; Squamata; Lacertidae
Source: the annotation of a GenBank genome assembly
AUGGCUCGUGAUGCCAGAUCUUCACGAUCAGUUAAAAAGGAAGAAAUAAGCAAAAAGAAAUCAAGCCCAGUCAAAAAGAAAUCUUGCCAAGUAACAAAAGAUGCCAAGAAAACUUCUCCAAAAGCAGAAAGCUCAGCAAACUGCAAAAAGCACCUGGAAGAAAAGAAUGACGGCAAGAAAAAAACACAGGAAGAGAAACCACCUCUGAAUGCAACAUGCCGAUUUCUCAGGAGCAGCGUCACCAAAGCCUUGUCUGGAACACCUUGGAUGGAUCUGGGGUUAACUGAUAAUGUUCUGUUGCGUAACCAGCCUCCUUUGAGCUACAAUGGCUUUACCAUGACUCUCCGCAGGAAACCGUUUCCCCAUAGACUGUUCCAGACGCCAACAAUCAUGCGAGCAACUAAAGCUGGCCCAGAGAAAAGUGUGGGGAGAAGAGAGAAGCCUGAAUCAAGAACCUCCUGUGUAUUAGAAAGGAAAGAAGCAGAAGAGGCUGGAAGGGAUUUAAACCAGGUUGGUGCAUUAUCUUCUCCCAAGGAGGAGAAAGAGGAGGAGAAUCUGUGUGAUCCAGAAGGAGGCCACUGCUCUGAAUGUGAUAGUCAAGCCAAAAAGGGAGAGACACCUUCUGAAGAAGGUAUUUCUGCUUCUAAUGGUGAUGUACCAGGUACCCAAAAUCCAGAGAUAUUAAAGGAGGCAUGCCAGUGUACAGAACUUGUGCCCACAGAGCAGGAUCUGAAAUAUUUGCCUCCGAGUACCUGUGAAGAAAAUUUCACUCAACUUGCCCCUGCACAUUUUCAUCUUGACUCUGCUAUUCCUAUAAAGGUACAUGAAGAGAAUGACUCGGGAGCAUUUGUGAAAUCACAUUCUGAGAGUUGUUUGGAUGUGUCUCCUGCUCCCAAACAGUAUACCUGUUCACAUUCCGAUUCCACAUUAAGCCUUUCCUCGGAAACAAACUCAAAGGAACUUGUAGAAAGGUCAGAGUUUUCCACAGACGCUCACUCCAAAACUACCUGUGAUUUGGUGCUAACUGAUGGUGAUCCUGAUGCUGCCAUUUUGAUUACCUCAGAAUUGAUCUCAAAAUUGCAUUUAGAUGACCCAUGUCUGUUACAAGGGUCUCAGCUCAAUCAGGAUCCUGAGCCCACCAUUCAAGAAGUAGAACCUGCCUCAUGCUGCAUCUCUGAAUCAGAAGGCUGUUUAAAAGAUCCAGGCCUUUGUGUGGAAUCUCAUUUACCAAAGGACUUGGAACUGGAGCUAAGCAGUAAAGCACUUGAUUCUUAUUUCAACUCCAGACAACUUUAUUUAGAAUGUGACCAAACAAAUGGCACGUUGACAUGUGAACAGGUUUCUAAUACCUCUUUGACUAGUUUUAUAUUGGGAGAUCUUGAGCAGACACUUGAAAAGAUCGCCGUAGAAACUUUCACUUUAGAUUCAGGUGCUGUGCCUGUUGCACCCCUCAACCUAGAAAGUACAGCAGAUUCCGUUCUGGUAAGCAGCGACACAUUUAAGGGAAGUUUUCCAAACUUGUCUGAAGAUGCUAAUUCAGGGCCUCCAUCAGCUGCUGCAGAGGAUACAGAUACCAAGACAGUUGUGCUAGAUGAAUCCAUUCCAGAACCUCAGGAUCCAUUGUUGCAGUUGGAAAGUGGUGGGACUGUUGCGAACUCUGUUCAGGACAUCGGGAAAUGUGGUGCUAAUCUAGUUGCAGUUUCAGAGACUGCCUCCUGUGGGAACCCAACUGGCAGCCUUCCUGUCUCGCUUGCAUCUUUGCAACCUGUGCUAGAAAAGAAGAAGCGAAGGCGAUGUGGGGUGUGCGAGCCAUGUUUGCGGAAAACUAACUGUGAAGAAUGCAGCUGUUGCAGGAAACGCAAAACUAGUCACAGGAUAUGUAAAAAGAGAAAAUGUGAAGAACUGAAGAAGCCUCCACUGCCACUGCCGCCCUUAAUGCUGCCCUUUGUACCAUCAGAGGUAAGGAAAAAGACGAUUCAUUAAAUGUGCAUGACGCAGCCUUAUUCAGCCUGGUGCUCUCCAGCUGUAUUUGGGCUUCACCUCCCAUCGUUCCCAGCCAGCAUGGCCAGUGGGCAAUAAAUUAUGGGAAUUAUAGACCAAUGACAUCUGAAGGGCACCAUAAAGUCAUUAAAUACAAAAUAAAAAUUACUAUGUAACUUAGUUUAAAUGUUACUAAAUCCUGGCACUGUUAAAGAUGCAGACCUCAGUCCAGGAUUGUGUUAAGUGCAUUUAUGCCCACUGAAAUCAAUCCAGUGGAACUUAUUUUUAUAUAAACACCAUACAUAUGCAUGGGAACCAGAGGUCCAGAAAACAAGUAUGACUUUGGGCAUCUUUUUUUCCAUGUUAGUGCAUCUCCAUUUUUUAUACAUAUAUAAAAGGAAACCUCAAGCAUUGUGAUUUUUUUUUUAAGUGACUGGUUUAAUACUAAGUUCUAAGUAGUGCUGAAGGUAGAUACAUACUUGUUAGAUUUUUGCAGUUCUAAUAACAGAGUUCAUUCAGAAAUACAGUGUUUAUGACCAGUAAAUUUCAUGAUGUUUUUUUCCUAUUUCCACUGUAAUUGCAUAGAGUUUGUUUCUUUGUGGGCAUUGUGUGUGUAACAUUUCCGGGUAGAAAAUCACAGCCAGGCUUAGAGAUCAGAGGGAUCAUGAGACAUCAACAUCCUAGUGGAAUUAAGGGAUGAUUUUUUCUCCUCUUGCUGCCUUGGUCUGAAUUUUCCCCUGUGAAUAGAACUGCUGCAUUUUUAAAGCUUUGAUCUCUCCAAAUGCAAACAGCCUCAACUGUGGUUUCUAAUCCCUUUUCUUACAAGGAAGUGUAGGACAUGCUUCUGGUAGCACAGCAGUGAAAAUAGCUAUAUUCAAAUGGAAAGAGUUAAACCCAUUUUGCUACUGUGGCAGAUCAAUUGUUGAGUCUGCAGUGAGUUGUGAACUUCUGGUGUCAAACAAGGAAUUUUGCCUGUGUGUUGCCUCUCAGGUUUAGCCAGAGGAUGGAGCUACAGGAAAGCCAACAGGCCAGCAAAGAAGCGCUUCAGUUGCUCUAAAGCUAUUCCGCUCAGCUCAUGAUGAUUUAGAAGUAGAUUAUGGUUUGCUUCCCUUGAAUUGCAUAUCUUAUCUUUCUUUAUGCUGCCAGACUCCACUGGAUGAUAGAUAGCAUUCCUUGGAAGUUUUCUUCUCAGCAGGGGAUAUUCCUUUACGUUGGGGAGGGUGUUUUAGAACAACAACAAUGUAACAGCCAAUGUAGGGAUCCUGGAUCCACUUUAAGACCCUAUAAGCCUGGGAGUAUAUUUUGCAUUAAUUGUGCAUGUUGUUAGAAUUCAGUUUUCAAUAUGCUGUGGAAGAAAGCUGGGGGAAAUAUCAAUUACUCCUUACAUUCAAGAACAUGGAUAAUUGAAUAAGGUUUGGCAGCAGCAUACUGACUUGCUGAUUGUGAAUGCUUAUCAUGACUCACAUAAAGGUGCAAUUAAAAUACCAAAUUUGUGAGUCUUGUGCAGCAUUAAGAGAAGCCGGACAAUAAUGUGGGACAAAGGUUUAACUCAUCAUUAACUUCAAAGGUACAUAUAGAAGAUAAAAGAGCAGCCAUCCCUAGAAAAAAGUGUGUGCUUGGGGGGGGAGAGGUCCACAUUCGGAUGUAAUGCAAAGCCAUUCUACAGCUUCAUUUCUGGCUGCAUAGCAGCAGCAGGAAUGGGGGUGGAGUACCAGGAUGCUUGCUCCUUCACAAUAGGCAUUAUGUGUGAACAGGCUGUUGAAUCAGUACACUUAACUUCCCAAAAAAAUAUUUAAAAUUGAAGUGCCAGAGGGGAAAACAUAGUGACCUCUACUUUUUUUUGAGCAGCAUCAUUGCUAUCCUAAAUUACAUACUGAUUCCUCAAAAUGGUUUCUGUGAUCUAUAAACAUUACCUUGUUUGAGUCUGGUCUCAUCUGGUAUCUAGUGUCUAACACAAACAAAAAUUAUGGCAGAUAACCGUUGACAAGACUACAUUGGCUUGCAGCACAAGAGAGUCUCAGUCGACAGUUGAAUCAAGUUCAGUGCUAAGGCUGGGAAUUAAAUGGCAUGCUUUUCCAGACAAAUUAGGGAAAACAUGGCACCCUACAAUUUUGGGUAAGUCUUUUGAACUUGAGCUGGAAGAAAAUUUCUUCGUCGCUUUUUAGUGAAUUGAUAAUGUACUUUUUACAGGCUGCAAAACACAACAAUAAUUGCCCAGCAUUUUCUGCUUGAUACAGUUGAACAAAGCCAAAACAAGGCAAGGGCUGAUUUAGGUAUAGUGCGUGUUAUAUUCCUCUUUUACACCAUGUUGCCCCGUAUUCAUUUUGUCUUAUAUUAAAUAGAUAGUAUACAUAGUAGCACUAGAUCAUUUCUUUAGAAAAGUAGGUUUGCAAGUAGAAAUUGCUAGGACCAUGCUGCAAAAUACUUGACACCUUCAAACUAUGGCUUCCCAGAUGCAACCUCAAGGGUAGUUUGGCGUAGCUGCUAAGUUACAGGGACCGAACAGGAAGAAAAGAGGUGGAGCAAAGAGUCAGGAAGGGCAUGGCAGCAACAAGAGCAGAAGCUGACAGCAGCAGGGGCAGAAGUGAGCAGUGCGGCAGAACUAGUGAUGGGGAGUUGACCCUCUGGAGUUGUAAGGGCAAAGAGGAAAGCUCUGGACAGGGUGAACCACUGAUGAGAAGGGCCGCACCAUGUACAGUAUAUUAGCUGCCAUGCCUGUGGUCAUCAACAAAGGCCACUUUGAAAGCCCCUGCUUUCUAUGGCUAUAUUUGAAGGAUAAGACAAUAGCCUAAAUCUGUCCUGCUCCAUUACACUCACACUUACAGGGUAUCUUGCUGAAUGUUAAAUAGCUUGGCUUAUUAUUUUAGUUAGCCUGUGGAGGAGCUAAGUUCUUGUAAAGCGUUGUGCUUUGAUCUUGUGGCCAAGCUGUUCCAGCAGUUUAUCUUCCUUGUCCUAUUUGGCAAUAACAUUAUUUAGGCAGAUAACCCUUGGGGGGGGGGGGAUAAACACCUUUUGAAGCAAAACUGGUUGGAGAGAAAGCAAGCAACACAGGGCUGCUGUUGAGUUUGUGUAGAGCAGGGGUCAGCAAACAUUUUCAGCAGGGGACCAGUCCACUGUCCCUCAGACCUUGUGGGGGGCCAGACUAUAGGGGGGGGGGGAAAUGAACGAAUUCCUAUGCCCCACAAAUAAACCAGAGAAGCAUUUUAAAUAAAAGCACACAUUCUACUCAUGUAAAAAUAUGCUGAUUCCCGGACUGUUUGUGGGCUGGAUUUAGAAGGUGAUUAGGCCAGAUCUGGGCCCCCAUGGUGUAGAGGCUUGAUGGCUCCUUUUUCCUGCUAAUCUGGUGGAGGAGGAAGGGAGGGCAGUGUUAGAAACUGGGAUAGAAAUGCUAGGAGCCAAAUGGCUCUUGGGGCCAGGGUUGUGGGUGCCAAAACAGAAUAUCUAGUCUCCAUUUGUGGGGGGUUGGCAACACUUUUUAUUUAUUAUUUUGAUGAGUAUGAACUAGUACACAAAUCACAUAAGUGACACAUGGCUAAUACCACAUUUUAAACAGAAAUUGCUAUUACGUGUUUAAUUUGAUGUAUACAAUAAAAAUAUCGAUACCAUACUUCUGUUUUCAAAACACACUACUCCAGGCUUCCUCAACCUCGGCCCUCCAGAUGUUUUGAGACUACAAUUCCCAUCAUCCCUGACCACUGGUCCUGCUAGCUAGGGAUCAUGGGAGUUGUAGGUCAAAAACAUCUGGAGGGCUGAGGUUGAGGAAGCCUGCACUACUCUUUAUUGUUAAACUCCUUAACAUAUUGUCUAUCCGUAACGUAUACUUUGAGGCAUCAAGGCACAUAUAUUUCCAUAAUCCUUGAGUAACAGCCAAGUGCAAAUAAUGGCAGACAGACCUUUUGAGGUGUUUGCAAAUGGAGAAUUUUUAGGCGCAAAAUGUGCCUGGUGCCCCACUAAUUUUGAGCUCUGAGAGAGGGGACAUCCCCCAAACAAAUUAGAUCUGGAGAAUGAGGCUGCAUACACCAUACAUUUAAAGCACAUUCACCCCUCCAAGAAUUCUGGGAACUGUGGUUUAAGGGUGCUGGGAAUUGUAGCUCUGUGAGGGGGUAAACUACAGUUUUAAGGAUUAUUUUUUGUGGUUGGAGAGGGGUUGUUUUAAAUUUAUGAUGUGUAUGCAGCCAGAGGCUCUGUGCUGCCAGCUUGUGGACAUAGUAGUCUUCCAUGCUCUCCACUGUUGCUUGGCCUACAUUGCUGCUUUAAAGGGAAGCAUUGCCCUGAGAGCAGUGAAGCUGUGUCUGCUGGGUCCCAUCUGCACUAGACAUUUAAAGCAGUAUCACACCAUUUUAAACAGCCUUAGCUUCUCCUAAAGAAUCUUGGGAACUGUAGUUUGUUAAGCAUGCUGAGAGUUGUUAGUUCUCUCACAGAGCUGAAGUUCCCUUGUAAGAUAGAUGGAUUGUUAAACUACUCUGAGAAUUGUAGCUUUCUGAGGAGAACAGGGGAUCUCCUAACAACUUUCAGCAUCCUUAACAAACUGCAGUUCGGAGGAUUCUUUGGGGGGAAGCAAAAGUAGUAUUAAACUUAUUUAAAUGUAUAAUGCAGAUGGGCCUCAGACAGCACCUUGAAGCAUACGCUGAGCCCACUGGAGUUGAGUGAGAGAACUGGGCCCUCUGGCUGUAUUGGGGCCAAAGUAGUAGGUUCAGGACCAGAUUAUGUCCUUUCAGGCUGGCAAAUAACAUACUUUUGGAUAGUUGGGUGAGGAUCCCUGCCAAAACUAUGUGAAUGAAGAAAGGCUAAAAACCAGUAAAGGCAGGUGGGUUUUUAAUCCAAAGAUCAAAAGCAGGCACAGUAUUGUAAUUGAGUACAUAAGCAAGUUCCCUCUUCACAGGAGCAUUGUAGUUGCAAUAUUAUGGGUACUUAUGUAUUUUUAAUUAUUGAGCAAAGCAGACAUCUGCUAAGGUCACCAGAAAAGAAUGGUGGGAGCUAAGACAGGAAGCGAUUAAGGCAAGGAGCAAAAAGGGUUUUAGCAGAGGCCAGUUCAAGCAAAGGAUGAAUUCUAGCUCUUCUGUCAAACUUUUCCCCAGACUAAACAUGCCUCCCUUUGAUUUCUUCUGACCUCCUCAUUGUAUAGCAGCUUUGCUUCUUCACCCUUUUCUUUAAGUCUUCUCUCUGCUUUUUUAAUGAGCUACCCCCUAUUCUUUAACUUCUUUUUCGCUGUCAGUUUCAUUUUCUUGGGCACUUCUAGUGUGUGUGUGCGCGCACACACACACAAUUUGUAUGUUGAACAUAAUGCUCUCAGUUUGUAUGGCAACAAGUACUUUUCAUCUUGAGAAUUUUAGACAAUUGUAUCAGUCAACUCUGUGUCUGGCCAGUACAAUGGACAAACAGGCAGAGAAGUAUAUUGUAUCAUCUUAGCAGAGGUAGAAUAUUCUAAGCAAAAUAGUCUUCAAAGAUACGUUCCUGCUGCAACAUGGAAAGUGAGAAAUUGAGUAUCUUUUCUGCAAUGCUGAUAUGAUCAGCUCCUGGAAUGUAGCAUAGAUAGACAGAGAAAUCUUGGCUGAUACUCUACACUUAGACUGAAUUAUGUGUGUCUAAACCUCAAGACUUCCUACUGUUACCUAAUUAUCUUUCAUCUGACAAGCCAACUAGUAGAUGCAAUGCCAGAAAAUGGGUGAAAGUUUUUCAGAUGCACUUGUAUGUUCUGUUAGAUGCAAUUUUGUUGAGUCUGUGCAUAAAUGCAAAAAGAUAACUUACGCAAUUGUUGCGUGUGUCAGUGUAUACAUACGUUUCACAUUUGCUUGUUUCUUUUUAAGAAAAACAUAGCUUGUGAAGUAGCUCUCUGGGGGGGUGGGGGAAGUUUAAGUAACUCCCAAUAUGCACUAAUUCCCACCCCAGAUUCAGAAGCAGCCUGGGUUUAAGACACCUGCUACUUCUCUUUUCCCAAGAGCAAGAUAAUCUUGCAUCAUGUACAAAAGAUCAUGUGUUCGUACUGCCUUGCAGUCAUGUACUAUUGCAAUUACAAUUCUUACUCCAGAAGCCUGCAUUGAAAAUAUAUGAAAUUGACCUUUUACCAGUAUUUAACCACACUGGACUGUUGAUGCAGUCACUUUGCAUCUAGGGGUAACUAAUCUCCUUCUAUGCUACAAGUGACAUCUUUGUUUCUAGGUGUGAUGGAAGUCAUCACUCAUUUCUGAAGAAUGGGAAAUGGCAUAUGCUUCCCUUUCGCUCUUGUAAUAAUAGAGCCCAUGUGGUAUAGUGGUUAGAGCAGUGCUUCUCAAACUUGGGUCUUGAGCUGCUGUUGGACUACAACUCCCAUCAUCUCUGACCACUGUUCCUAUGAGCUAAGGAUUAUGGGAGUAGUAGUCCAACAUCAGCUGGAGACCCAAGUUUGAGAAACACUUGGUCAUGAAGCUCACUGGGUGACCUUGAACUAGUUAUUGCCUCUCAGCUGAAUUUACCACACAGGGGUGUUGUGGGGAUUAAGUGAGAAGAUGGAGAACCAUGUACACCACCUUAGGCCCCUUGCUGAAAAGGUGGGAUACAAAUGCAAUGAAUUAAUGACUAAACUGGAGUUGGUAGCCAGUGUGUGUUUGCUGCUCAGAGUACUCUGCCUAGGCUUGGAAAGGUCAGUGUGAGUUUAGCAUGCCCUGAAGCAUCUAGGACAAGAAGAAUAUAAAUACAUGGAUAUUUGUUGUGAACUGAGUGAGCUAGAUGAUAUGUGUUCAUAAAGUAGCUGGGAGAGUUCUAUAGUACUUCUAUAUUCUCUAUUGUACUUUCAAGUGUUUUGAGCACUCCACAUGCAGCAUUUAGCUGAUCCUCGUAGCCCAGUGAUAUCUGGAGAGCCACAGGCUCCAACGCCCAUCAUCCCUGACCACUGAAGAUGCUGGUUGAUGGGAGUUGGAGCCACAGUUUCAUCACACUUGUUUUACAGUGGCCCUGUAAGUUACAUCACUAUUAUUAUUGUCCAUGUUGUAGAUGGAUGAGCUGAGACUGCUGAGAGAGGCUUGUGGAAGGCCACUUAGCCUGUGUACACACCAUACAUUUAAAGCACAUGACUUCCCCCAAAGAAUCCUGGGAACUGUCAUUUGUUAAAAUAGCAACCUUUCCCAGGAUUCUGUGGGGGAAGCCAUGUACUUUAAAGCUGUGGUGUGUACCCUAGUGAGUUUCCUGUGGAGGCAAAACUGGCUGAUUUGUAGUCUCUUAGUCACUGUGCUAUACAAGCCAUACAAGCAAGGGGUUUUGCUUACAUUGAUGGUUUUUAAACUCUUUGCCUUCAAGGAACUUUGUCGACUACAAGUCAUCUUUUCAGAAACCCCACUGUGUAUCUGUCAUGGGACUUUGCAAAUUCAGAGGGGAUUCCGAGAGGGUAUGGUCAGGUGCGCAGCCUGCUCACAGUGAGCCAACUGGCCUGGCCUACAGAGCCUCAUUAUUUCUCACAUGAAGUGCCCCCCCCCACUCCCUUGAGGCUGAGCAUUGCAUAGGAGGGCUGGUAAUGGAGGGCAGCAUGUCUGCCUUAACUGAUCUUCACAUUGAGGAACCUCCAAUAAGCUUCUCUGGAACACAAUCUAAAGCCCCUUGACUCUCAUGAUUAGUCACUCCAGGGCAGCAGUACCAUCCGAUGACAGGUGGCAUUUUCAGAACAGAGAAGAUUGAAUGGAGGUAAAAGUGGAGGCGGCAUAACUCCCGAAGCCAUUUGAGCUGGUUAAACAGCUUCCUCACCCCCUCUCUGUGUAGUUUUCAUUUAAUGUGAAAUAUUUGCUCAUCAGUAACUCGAUUACAAGCUCUAGGUUGGUUGGUGGGUUGUUGUUGUUUUUGCAGACAGCUUACUCUGUCCUUUAAUCUGAUUACUGUUGUGAAUAAGGACUGACUUCUCACACAUUUGUGUGUCUCUAUCUAUCUAUCUAUAUCUAUGUGUGCAUAUAUAUAUGAACGCGUGUGCACGCACACACACACAUCAGUAGAAAAUGGAGACCCCUGCCAGAAUGGUGCCAUGACCUUGCCCCCCUCCCCAGUCUUUUGGGAUUCAACAAACAAACAAACCUUAGACAAGCUAAAGAAAGGAUAAAGAAAUUAGCACCUUUCUGAGCAUACAAGAGGAAGCAAUAUUCUCUCUCAGGGGCAGUAGGUGGAGGAUGACAGCCAGAGCCUCGUCUCUCUCCGCUUUCCUUAUCAUUAGCUAUUAAUUGCCGCCGAGGCGUGGCCAAGGGGGGUUGCCGAGGCAUUAGCCGCCUCGGAGUCGGUGUCCUCGCAUAACCUCCUUCUUAACCAAAAAAAACAAAAUAGCACUAAUAUGUAGCCCUCGCCUUAUAAAGUCAAAAUGCACAAUACCUUCCUGGUGAGUGCGUGUGUGCGCAGCGUCCGCAGGCUCUCUCUCUCCACCCCAGGAGUUCAAUUGAUCCCUCCUCCUCCUCCCUUGCUCUGGAUCUCUCCUCUCUGUCUUCUCUUUCGCGUUCAGCUUUAAACCAAUCAGUCAGGCAAACCAGGAGUUGGGGGGGGGGCGUUUGGUGGCUUUGCUUUUCCAGUCAUUUAAAAAUAUAUAUAAAUAAAGAACACACCUCGCUUCCGCCUACCCCCCACCCCAACCCUCCAGCUUUCCAACCCCUAUUUCUACCCCACCCCACCCCUCGGCCGGAUCCACGGUCGCAGGGAGUCCAUGUCGCAGCUUGCGCCCGCCCCUUGUGUCCUCUUGCUCUGAGUAAAAACCCCACAUAGGAGACCCUUUGUUUGGGAAGGGCUAGGCAAGGGAAGAAGCGCUUUGGAAGCUCCUGGCCUCGCUUUGCUAUUGGCUAGUCCUUUUCUAGAGCCUGGUGGUUGAUAUUUUUUUUUGUGGUGGAUUUUUUUUUUGUCUCUGUGUGUGUGUGUGUGUGUGUGUGUGUGUGUAAUAAUAUUCGAGAGGCAUGCCCAGCACGUCCCCAGUGUUGGCAGGCAGGGCUUGCUGUGCUGCUUUUUGCUGCUGCCGCCGCUGCUGUUCCUUUUAAAAACACCAUGAUAAUAAUACUCAAAAAGCAGCGUGAAGUAGUGCUGUACUGUGGAAGGUUCUUCAGCAGAAGGAAGCAAGAUGGCUACCUUGUGGGUUUUGCUGUGAAGAAUGCAGAGCCUAAUUAAACCCGACUCUGAAGGGGGGGAAGGUUACUACUAUUUUUCCCCCUCCUUCCUCGCUAACCCGCUUUCCCCCCGUUUUCUUUUUGUUUUGACUCCGGUGACUUCAACGCCUAAAGUCUACUCAUCAGUUCCUUCUUAAGUUCUGCAGCGAGAGAGAGAGAGAGAAGCCCGUAUGGUUCUGCUUUAAAGUCUUCUAAUGUUACAAGGCGGGUGCGGUGGGGGAAUGCUUAAAAAUAAAUAUUUGCUUUAUUCACAAAGGCUUACUUUGCAAUUUGAUAUCUUUCUUUAGGUGCUAACUGAAAACAAAAGGCCUCAGAGGAGAAAGCAAAGAGUUCAAAAGGUAAUAACGGAUCAUUUAAUUUAUUAAUAAUUACAGAAAAGCAAACCCCAACCUGUCUUACACACUUUUUUUUUUUGGCCAUGAAAUAGGCGGUAGAAGAGUGGAAAUUCUAGAAGGUAUUAGUUUCCUGAUUUUUAUAUUUAGGGUGAAUAUUAAAAGCUCAUAACAUUUUUGUCUUUCCCUCAGUAUGAUGAAGUGUGUUUUGUAGAGAUUUAACUCUUUGUGCACAGAGUUGCAGGAUAGAAUUUUAAAUUACUUGUGAUGCACUGAAAAUGACUUGUGUCAUCCUUGAUUCUUAAAGGCUGCGGUCCUAAACAUGCUUAUUAUGAUGGAGUCGGUCCUACUGAAGUCAAUAAGAGUUAUUUACAAGUAAAUGUGUUUAGAAAUUGUGCUGAAAGCAACCCUUUGGUUCUUAGAGGAGGGCUGUCUUCAUACAGAUAUCAGGCUGUGUGUAUGUUAACCGUGGAAUGAUAAUAUCUGAGUAUUAAAUGUUUGGUGUUCUUGCAUCCCCCCCCCCCCCAAAUGAAUUGCUUAUUGUUUUGUAAAAUUGACACAUUCAGGUAAAUGUGGCCUGCAAGUGGUAAUUAAAAAAUACUACAGGUAUGCAUUUUCUUCAAUAAGUGUGUGUUGAUCUGAAAAUGGUUUUUAAAUCGGGCGGCGUUCCAUAAGUGUUUUGGUGUGGUGUGGAGCUGCUGAAGCAAAAAUCGGGAGGGGAAAAAACCCUAGUGCAUAUUCGGUGUUUCUUGUGCAUAUAUAAAUGGCAACCCUGUUCUCUUCAGUGAGUCAGGGAAUUCCUGUACACGUGCAGAGGAAAUCCCUGUUUACGAUGGGGAAUCCCCAUCCCAUAGUAGAGAAUUAGGGCCCCUCCCACACAAGCAGAGUGCUGAAUGUCAUUGGAGCUUUCCAGAAUUCUGGAUCAUGGCGGAUGUAUUUAGUCUCAGGAUUCGAAAGUGAAAAUGUAUUGCGCGUUUAUGUUGCCAUAUUUGUACUGGGGUGUUUGCCUCCAACUCUGACAUAGCGGCAUGUUCUGUAGUGUGACUGAAGUCCUGGCAAACUUACUAACUUGCUGGUACACCAUGCGUUAGCUUCUGUGACCAGGCUGGAAGGUCUGUGGAUGUUGUUCUUUUGUGGUAAGAAUACUUGGUAUGAGUGUAGUAAUAGUUAACAUGUAUUUUGCUGUGUGUGAUAGCUUGCAGUUUAUUUAGAAACUAUUCAUAUGGUCCUUAAACAAAGCAGUUGUGUUAUAAAGAUAAUUAUUUUUUAAAAAUAAAAACCUAUAGACACUUAAAGUAGAUUUUAGGAGAAAAUUAAGUAUCCUUAAAAUCUCCACUUUGAUAGACUAGGCUGCAAUCCUGUGCACACUUAUCCAAGAGCACCCAGUGAACCUAGUGGGGUUUGUUCCUGAGCAAAUGUGCAUGGGAUUGUGCUAUUUAUUUGAAUGUGCUAUAGUUGGAUUUGUGUUUAGGAUGCUAAAGUAUACUUGAAUUAUGUGUGUGGACACACUUGAAUUUGAAAAAAAAGUAUUCAUAAUUUUAUUUGCACUGUGCUUAACAUAUUAUCUUCCAAGUGCGAGCAUUUUAUGUCUUUUUUUAUUUGGAUCUGAAAUACAUGGUUGAUUUCUCUGCCAUUAGAAAUAAUGUCAUGUUUACAAUGCUGUGUGCUUGCAAAUUAAAUAAUCAUUUUGUUGGCAUUUUUAAUUGACAACCCAAAAAUUUAGGCUGCAGUCUGGUUUGGACAUCAGUUCCAUCAAAAUCAAUGGGUUGUAAAUUCAAGUAAAUAAUUUUCUUUUUGGAUACUGGUUCCAAUAUGUAAGAAGCAAUUGUACUAUUAUUUUUUACAAUGGAGCCAACCAGUCAAUCUAUUGAGCAUAGUCUACUGGGAUGUUCUUUUGCCAUUCAUUUAGCUCCAUUGUACUCUUGUGUGGCUCUCAUUCAUUUCUAGCAUCAUUUAUUUAUUUAUGUUUUUAUUUUCAGCUGCUGUGGGAAGGCAGCCUUAACAGCAAAUAAAUAAAGAAAAGCUUCCUAGUGGAUUGUCUCAGUUUUACUACAUUGAGGAUAGUGGCACUUAGCUGACUUUGCUGAAAGGGUGCAAUCUAGACUUCACAGGUGUCAUUGUGGAGGCCCUCGGGGUACUUGCUGGAUUAGAAAUUGCACCCAGUUAGUUGCUGAUGCUGCCUCUAACCUGGCAGGCACCCAGUGCAAAAUUAAAGGACCCAAGACCUCUGGAGCACAUUUAUUGCUUUUUGUGGACACUUGCCAAGUUGAAAGCAGUAUGUUGUGCGCAUCACUUCCAACAUGAUGAGCAUCCCAUGUUAGACGACAGGGAUUCAGGUAGGCACUUGUCUCCAACCUGGGUUGAGGUAGGGAGCUGCAAACUGGCAGGAUUAAGUUUUGCUGCAGCCUAUGUGCCACCAGUUGGCUUUCCCAGGGCUUCUGUUCCACUGUGCUGUUGAUCAUUAGUGCUUUCCAGAAGCUGAUUGCUUAUUGUAUUGGUCUUUCCUUAAAUGGGUCGGAAGGUUUAACAGUGGCAUUAAGUUUAGAUCAAUGAAUGUGGUGCCCUCCUGUUGUUUUGGAGAGCAACUUGCAUCUAUCCCAGCCAGCAUGGUCAGUGCUCAGGGCAAUUGCAGUUCAGCAGCAUUGAGAGGGUACCACAUCAGCUUCCCCUAAUCUAGAUAGUUUGAUUUGCAUCUGUUAAUUUUAGAGCAAGCUUAAAUCAGACCAAGUAGCACUGGGUUCUUUAUAUUUCAUGUCGUUAGAUUCUUCUUGUAUGAGGGCAUGUUACUGUAUGUUGCGAUUACUCCUAAUAUUCUGUUUCCCUCCUCCACGUACCUUGGCUUCUCAGCUCUAUGUGACAUCUUUCUUGCCCUAAAAGAUAAUUUAAUUUUGUUUCCUUACUGUUUUGAGAUAAGAACAUUCCCUGCUCUAAUCUGGUGUCGUAGCAUGCCUCCUGUAUUUCUCUCUCAUUUGGAAACAGUGUUCGAAACUCCCAGUGUUCUAGGUGCAUUUUGCGACAGGGAAUUUCAUUAGCGCAAGCAGCUUCUGAGCUCUGGGCACAGUGCUGCACCUAAGAUUUCAAAUUAAAAAUGCAGACUGGAAGGGAAGGAGGACCUUUUUCUGCCUCCCCACUUCCAGCUACUCUCUGAAGGCUGGAGAAGAGACCCUCUUAAGAAUAUUAGGGGGGUGGGCAGGGAAAGGACUAGACCAUGUGAAUAAACAACAUAAUAUUUUAGUUGCAGUUCAUUCAUUUUCAACUUUGUAUUCUAGUUUUUUUUUUAAAAAAUGCCUAGACACUCAUUGCAGCACCCAUAACCUAGGUUCAAGGUUCUAUUUAGCUCCUAGCUUUCAUAUCAGUUUCUAACACUGUUUUGAAAUCCAUAAGCCCUUGCAUGUAUUUAAUAAUACGUUUUAAACGUCUGUGUUACCCACCAGGCAUUAGUAUUUUGUUAUAUAGUGUAUUCUUUUAGACUGUGCCUUUUUUGCCAGACAUACUUAACAAUCCAAUCCUUUGCACACUUUCUUGGGAUUUACUGUCAUAAUACCCAGCUGUCCUUUUCAUCCACUUCUGCAGUCAUGGUCUGGAUAUGGUGAGGAGUUGGGAUGCAUAUAAUCCUUUAUAGUUGUUCAAAGAGGACUAGAGAUAGUAGUCAUUAAGCAUUUUGAACUUUAAAGGCUGCCAUUUCCGGCAUGGUCAUGAGGGAGUAAAUCACUUUAAACUCUGAGGGACAUACUUCUGAGGAAACAUGUAUAGGAUUAUGCUGCCUGAGUAUUUAUACAUUUAUCUGGACUGAUAAACAUAGACAAAGACAGAUUGACUUCGUGUUCAAUCUGGAGAAAGCUGGGCAUAUUGAACUGUCAUAUAAAUCUUAUCAAUUUUAGCCUAUAAUUCUCAAAUUCUUUUAAUACCACUGGGAUUUAGGCGGACAGGAAGAUAGACCUAACUUCCUCUGGAUUGAUUCUGUGCAAUACAUGUCAGGGAACUGCCAUCGGACGGAAGGGAGGUGAAAGGGCUCACACAGGUUGGGAGAGACGCAGCAGCUGAAGAGGGAACCAACAGGGAGGUGAAAGGGCUCACACAGGUUGGGAGAGACGCAGCAGCUGAAGAGGGAACCAGCAGGGGAGAGGAGCUGAGCUGGAGGGAUGGCUCAGAGACACUUCCAGCGAAAACAGUGGGAAGUUUCAGGACCUCCUGUAAGAACACCCACUCCUCGCCGGAAACUGUCACGCAGAGAUUCCAGAAGACGGGUUUCCGUUAAGGAGCUUUUAUGUUGGAAGCGAUUACAAAAGCAACCACUGUCGGAAUCUGCUAGUGACUAGAGUAGCCAUGUCUGAGGGGCUCCGUCACAGACAGAGGUUUGUGGACUUGAACAAACUCUGAGGGGAUACGAUUUUACGCACAAGCAGCUCAUCAUCCCAUCACAGCAUUCCGACAGUCUUUGAAAGCAGCUUGUGCAGGAGAAGGCAUCAUGAGCAACAGCCGGAACCGGGCUUAGGAGCUGGAGGGCGGGUCCAAGCCUGGGUUGUGGGUUGCAAACAGGGAGCCGAUCAGUCCUUGAGUACUGGACUGAGUUCACCAUGCUUGUUCACAGAUGGGGGUGGGACUUAUCGGCGGCACCCAUUCAAAUGCUCUUUGAAGAAGGGCUUUCUUCGGCUGUGAAGACGAACUUUCCGGGGCGCCCAGGGCGGAGUCUGUGGGCCAGCUGACCAAAUCAGCGCUGGCUGCGGAGCGCGCCAGGAGCGAGAGCAUUGGAGGCGGGAAGGAAGGGGAGCGUUGGAAGAGGUUCCGCAUUCCAGACAUUCAAACCAACUUUCCCACAGCAGAGCCGAUGGAAAUCGGAACAGCGCGGCGCCGGUUUCAAAGCCCAGUGAGGGGGCAAGAAGGAGGAAAAGGCGCGGAAGUACUAUCUCUGCCAACAGCCAGGUCACUUUGCAGAGUCUGCCCCAGAGAAGAAUGGCAAGGGAUGGUAGGAGCUGUGGAUGGAAGAGAGGAAAAUAUACCGGAGCAAGUAAAAGCCAACGCCUGGCUGCCACUGUCAGGGCACAGCAGCCAGGCCAAAGAGCAGUGAGAGUGCCCACGCCAGAACCUCCUAAACCCGCCCUAGUGAUAGAAGUGACGCUAGAGCUGCCAAACGGACACCCUCUAAAGAUAAAGGCGCUGUUGAACUCAGGCAGCUCCUGCAAUUUCAUGAGCAAAGAGUUUGCAGCUGAACACCAGAUACAGACAAUCCUUUAAGCAGCCCCCUGCAGGUUACCACGAUCGAUGGCAGGGAGCUGUUGGGUGGAGAAGUCAGCUUGCAGACCGUCCCAAUGAUAAUGAAGGUAGCAAGGCACACCGAACUGAUAGCUUUUAAUGUGGCCACCUUGGGAGGAGCUCCCAUUAUAUUGGGGAUGAGCUGGCUAGCGUUACAUGAUCCGCUGGUGGGCUGGCAUCAGAGAGUGGUUUCUUUUGGUUCAGCACAUUGCUUAGAACACUGCAAAGAGGGAAAGGGUUUGGCAGGGGUCCAAGCCACCCUAGCAGGGACUGAAGUAACAGAGAACGUGAAGGUACCACGACAAUAUGCAGAUCUCCGUGACGUCUUCAGCGAAAGGGAGGCUGACCAACUACCCCAGCAUAGACCCUUUGACUGUCAAAUCAACUUACUCCCUGGAGCACAGCUCCCUGUAGGCAAGCUGUACGCCAUGUCAGACAGAGAGAUGCAGGAGUUAAGAGAGUUCAUUGACAAGAACCUGAAGAGAGGGUUCAUCAGAGAGUCGAGGGCGGGGGGGGGCAGCCCAGGGUUUGUUGUGGAUAAAAAAAAAAAACAACAAGCCGAGGCUGGUGUGUGACUUCAGGGCCUUAAAUGCAGUGUCAGAACCAGUAGCCUUCCCUAUGCCCAGGAUUGACGACAUUUUGACAAGGGUGCGGAAGGGAAAGAUUUUCACAAAGCUGGACCUAAGGGGGGCGUACAACCUGGUACGAAUAAGGAAGGGGGAUGAAUGGAAAACCACUAUGUUCACCCCUUUAGGGGCAUUUGAAUAUUUGGUUAUGCCCUUCGGCCUACAAGCAGGCUCCGCAACAUUUCAAUCAUUUAUGAACCACGUCCUGGGGCCUUUGCUUUACAAGAAUUGUGUGGCCUUUUAGACGACGUGUUGGUGUAUUCUGAGAAUGAGGAGCAGCAUGUGAGAGACGUCAGAGAAGUGUUGAGCAGGCUGCAAGCCAACCAGCUGUGGGUGAAACUGGAGAAGUGUCAGUUUCAUACCAAGGAGGUGGAAUUCCUGGGGUAUCGCCUGUCAGACAAGGGAUUGGCCAUGGAUCCCGGCAAGGUCCAGGCGGUACUGGAAUGGAAAACACCCAAAACAAAGAAGGAUGUGCAGAGGUUCCUAGGAUUUGGGAACUUCUAUCGUAAGUUCAUCCGAAACUUUGCCCACCUGACGGCGCCCAUUACGGACUGUCUCAGCAGUAAGAAGAAGUUCGUGUGGACUGAGGAGGCGGAGCGAGCAUUUGAGGAACUAAAAGGGCCUUCGCCUCGGAACAACAACUCCUGCAUGUGGAUUUACAAAAACCGAUGAGAGUGGAAACUGACGCAUCAGACAGAGCGAUUGGGGCGGUGCUUCUGCAGCCAGGCAAGAAGGGGUCAGAGUGGAGACCGUGUGCCUUUUUUCGCGAAAGCUGAACAAAUCCGAGAGGAACUACACGGUGUAUGACCGAGAACUACUAGCCAUUCAUGAGGCGUUCCGGAGAUGGAGGCACCUGCUAAUUGGCGCACAACAUAAGGUGCAAGUGUGCACUGACCACAAGAACCUAGAGUAUUGGAGGACGGCACGAGUGCUCAACCAACGGCAAGUGAGAUGGGCCCAGGAGUUCUCCAAAUUUAACUUUGAGAUUAGUUACGUGCCAGGCCCAGAGAACAUUAGGGCGGACGCUCUCUCACGCAAACCUGAAUAUUUGGAGGGGGAGGGGGCACCCGAAGAGAGACAUGUUAUUCCAGAAGACCGCUGGGUGUGUGGGGCGGCAUUGGUGGGACAAAGAGAACUGGUAGAGGAAACAGAGAAUGAUGAAUACGCCCAGAAUAAGCUCAGAGGUCUUAGGGGUGAUGGAGAGGAACCAGGGGUUUUGAGGAAAGAAAUGGAGCUUUGUAUUACAAAGGGGCACUGUAUAUCCCUGAAGGAGAGUUAAGGGGAGGGUACUCAAGCAGUUGCACGACAGCCCUACGGCGGGGCAUUUUGGACAACACAAAACCAUGUGGUUGGUCACCAGGGAAUUUUGGUGGCCUAAGGUGAGGGAAGAUGUACGUGAGUAUGUAAGAGGGUGCGAGCAAUGCCAGCGAGCCAAAGGGGAAAGGCGGGCGCCGGCGGGGCUAUUAGAACCCUUACCAACCCCAGAACGACCUUGGGAGGCAGUGUCGAUAGAUUUUAUGACUGAUCUGCCGAAGUCCAAAGGGAAAACAGCCAUCAUGGUGGUGGUAGACCUACUAACAAAGAUGUGCCACUUUGUAGCUUGCUCGCAUGCAGUCACGGCGGAAGAGACAGCGAAGUUAUUUGUAGAAAACAUUUUUAGGUUGCACGGGGUGCCAUUGAGGGUGGUCUCAGACCGAGGAAAACAAUUUACUUCCAGGUUCUGGAGGAAGCUCAUGAGCUUACUGCAGGUGGAGGUCAAUUUUUCGACUGCCCGGCACCCUGAAACCAACGGGCAGGCGGAAAGAGCAAACGGUGUCCUCCAGCAAUACCUGAGGUGUUAUGUCAAUGACAGAGAGAAUGACUGGGUAGAAAAGUUGGCGCUGGCGGAAUUUGCCUACAACAAUGCCGAGAAUGUGUCCACAGGGAUGAGCCCCUUCUUGGCUAAUUAUGGGUGUCAUCCCAGGGCUUUCCCAGGGGAGAGGGGAGAGAUGGAGCGUCCCGGCAGCCGAGCAUUUUGUGGAAGAAAUGGAAGCAAUCCAUCGUCAGCUCCAACUCAACUUAGAAAGGGCGAAGGAAGAAUACAAGAGGCAGGCAGACAAGAACCGAAGGGAAGGUGAAACCAUAAGGGUGGGAGAUAGGGUGUGGCUGUCAACCCAAGGGUUGCCGUUCAAAGGAGGUUGUAAGAAAUUAAGACCCAGGAGGUUGGGUCCCUUUGAGGUCAUUCAACAGGUCAACCCAGUGGCUUUCAGGCUCCGGUUACCCAACCACAUGAAACUGCACCCAGUAUUUCACAGGUCGUUACUGUCACCGUACGAAGGAGGACGAGAAGGGCUGGCCCCUCGGGGACCGGUCGUAGAAGAAAGAGAAUGCAGCAGCCAUGUGGCAGAAAUCCUCGACGCCAGGUGGAAGGGGGAUCAGGUGGAGUAUUUGGUAGCGUGGGAAGGAGAACCGGAGUCAGAAAACACUUGGGUAAUGGCUGAAGAUAUCAAUGACGAGGUAUUGAUAGAAACGUUCCAUCAAAGGUUCCCAAGGAAACCUCAGCCUGUGGAGAGGUUCCGGAGGGAAUACUUUGGGACCACUGAUGAAGGGAGGAGUUGGAAGGAUUCCCGGACUCGGAAGGGGAAGGGGAGAUGGACUCUGAGGAGGAGGUGUACUUCGAGACCAGGAACCGCAACAGGUUGAGAGAAGUGUUCGAGACAUCGGAAGAUGAAGGAAGUUCAUUCCGGGUUUUGCCUCCUCACCGCCCGUAGAGGAGGGGGCGAGAGGGGGUGAAGGGGGCCCUGGAGGGGAGGUGGAUGUCAGGGAACUGCCAUCGGACGGAAGGGAGGUGAAAGGGCUCACACAGGUUGGGAGAGACGCAGCAGCUGAAGAGGGAACCAACAGGGAGGUGAAAGGGCUCACACAGGUUGGGAGAGACGCAGCAGCUGAAGAGGGAACCAGCAGGGGGAGAGGAGCUGAGCUGGAGGGAUGGCUCAGAGACACUUCCAGCGAAAACAGUGGGGAAGUUUCAGGACCUCCUGUAAGAACACCCACUCCUCGCCGGAAACUGUCACGCAGAGAUUCCAGAAGACGUGUUUCCGUUAAGGAGCUUUUAUGUUGGAAGCGAUUACGAAAGCAACCACUGUCGGAAUCUGCUAGUGACUAGAGUAGCCAUGUCUGAGGGGCUCCGUCACAGACAGAGGUUUGUGGACUUGAACAAACUCUGAGGGGAUACGAUUUUACGCACAAGCAGCUCAUCAUCCCAUCACAAUACAUUAGUGGGGAUUUAAAAAAUGUUCUUCAAUGGGAUAUAUGUGGUUGGGUGUUUCUGUUGUGCACGCAUAUUGUAGGGCAGGUGUAGGCAACCUAAGGCCCGUGAGCCGGAUGCAGCCCAAUCGCCUUCUCAAUCCAGCCCAUGGACAGUCUGGGAAUCGGCGUGUUUUUACAUGAGUAGAAUGUGUGCUUUUAUUUAAAAUGCAUCUCUGGGUUAUUUGUGGGGCGUAGGAAUUGGUUCAUCCCCCCCCAAAAAAAUAUAGUCCUGCCCACCACAUGGUCUGAGGGAUGGUGGACAGGCCCACGGUUGAAAAAGGUUGCUGACCCCUGUUGUAGGGCAUCUUAACUUUUUUUAAAAAGGAAAGUCUGAUUUUAAAACUACAUAUUGUAUUAUCUAUCUCACAAACAUGCUGUUCAAUUUCUGUUAUUUUAGAGGUGGUCAUAGCAUGCCACUAGUCAUGUUAAUGAUCUGUGCUGAUUAUUAGGUGUACCCUGUUUCAGGGUGGGGUUUUUAGGUAUUUUUUAAAAAGCCACUUAAAAAAAUCCAAACGAAUAAGUAAUGCUUUCAGACGCAAAUGCUUUUUCCUAAAUACUCAAAGAUAAUCGGUUAGCUUGCUUUUGGCAGGUUUCAGACUUUGAGGUAUACAGUACAGAUAGCUGUGGAAUUUUCCCUUCCAAAUUUCAAGGGUUAUUACCGAUUUACACUUUAAUGGACUUCACAAAUUCUCAAUAGUUUAUUGGCCACCCUAUACAAUGCUUCCAAUGUAAAUUACCGUAUUUUUUGCACCAUAACACUCACUUUUUUCCUCCUAAAAAGUAAGGGGAAAUGUCUGUGCGUGUUAUGGAGGGAAUGCCUACGGGUGGCAUGCCUACGGAUUUUCCUCCUCUAAAAACUAUGUGUGUGUUAUGGUCGGGUGCGUGUUAUAGAGUGAAAAAUACGGUAAUAAACCACUAAUAUAUCUCACAAACAUGUAGAAAACGUCUGCUCCUAACAAACCAGUUUGUGGCAUUUAGUUGCCAUAUGUAAAAUAGUAAAAGUGAUUUUUAAGAAACUUUACUGUUGGCGACUUAAGGAUUUAAUGCUUACGGCACCAUCCAAAGUCCCCCAUAGCACUUAGCAGCUGUCCGUAGCUGAGCUAAUGGUGCUCAUUGGGCCGUGACACUUGUGUCUGCAAAGGUCCUCUGUUACAUUGGAGAACAUAGAAGCAAGAAGGUGGAGCAGACAGAGAGGGAACUCAAGAGGUUGGAGGAAUGAAGGGGAAUUUUGUAUUGGAAAGAAAAUACCAUCCAUCGUACUGACUAGCCCUUGGCAAGUUUAGAAUUAAAUCAGUGUGUUGGCAGUGGAUAAUAGAUGUGUGAGGAUUGGAGAUUCCUCUUAAUAUGAAAGGAAUACUAACAAGAUCACACCUGUCGAGCAGUGGCAGGUAUGGAAGAGAUGAGAACAAGCUGUCAGGUCAGAAAGACAAUGUAACUAGGAACAGAAUCAUCAUGAAGCUAGGUGAAGGUAUCAUUCUACAAUUACUUAUGGGAUAUAGGUGUCCAUGGAGGCAGCACUUCAUUUAUUAAUAUACACUGUAUAAGAAUGCUACCCAGGAGUUGGAUUUAGCUUAUGCCCUCUAGAUAAUCUCAAACGAUGAUUAAACUUCUCCAAGAGGGCUAAGUGAAUUGGAGAUUCUAAGGAGCAAAGCAGAGGUUUCGGUGUCACACAGUGAAUUGGAGGGACGUGGGGUCAAGUGUAGAGAUGGUAUCUGAUUUAUGCUGCAGUAAAUUAGUGGUUCAAAUGAGCUUACAAUGUGAAUCGCUAAAAGCUGUCGCUCUCUGCCCUCCCCCUCCAUCCUUGAAAGAGUUUUCUAUGUUAUGUUGCCAGAAGCAUACAGAAAAGUUAAACAUACAUGUUUUGAAAAAUAUAAAAUAGUUCCCUUAAGCCCUACAACUGACAUUUCCUUCCUACCUUCAAGAACAGUUGAGAAAGUUAUCCAUCAAAUAACCAGUUCACAAAGCGCUACUAGUGCAUUGCUUCUUAAUAUAAUUGUGUAACUUAAAAUAGGCAGAUGGUUAUAGAAAGAAAAAGGCAUAUCUAAUAAAGGUUAUUGGUAAAUUAAUAAUAAUUAUUAUUAUAUUUAUAUGCUGCCCAUCUUGCUGGGUUACUAAUUCAAUAUCUGUAUACAGCUUCAAUGAAAUCCACCAAAAGUAACAUUUACUUCAAUACAAUGAUAUGAGAUGUGUGGCUUUUUGCAAAAGCAGCUAAUGGCAGAGGCAGUGUAUCAUCCACCAGUUUUUAAGAGGCACAACAGAUGCAUAGAAAUAUGCAAUAAAGUACACUUUGAUGUUUGCUUUCCGCAUACUAAGCUAUGCUUAGCAUUUGGUGUGAAGUCAAGAACCUGCAGUUGGGCAACACUUUUAUUAGGGCCAAUUGAAGCAUCCUAAAAUAAUGACCAAGCCUUUUCUCAGACCAAUAUGGCUUCCUUUGCUUAGAAUAAGACUAACUUGUGUUGUGCAUCUGAUUCAUUGAUCUAAAUACUUAGCAGGCAGGAUUUAAAAACUCAGUUUCUGCCUGGGACAAAUUUGCUAAACCCUUGUAGAGUGGUGUAUUACAGUUCCCUCCUUCAACAAAUUGAAUGAAAUUGUUUGGGAUAUAACCUGGUAUCACUGGUCUUGGGAUUCACUCAUAUUUUGAUAUCUGAGCUGAUGAAGUCAUUGCAUUGUUUUAACUUCCCUUAACUUGUGUAAUUUCCAUAUUGGAGUGUUUUCUUUAACAAUGGCUCCAUGUGGGAGAAAAUGGGUAGUAAUGCUGCUGGGUGGAUACCUCAGCCUUAAAUGUGUGAGUUGGCCCUACAUGACGUACAAUGUUUCUGUAACUUAAAUGAACUGGAUGGUCAAAUGCAGGCAUAGGCAAACUCGGCCCUCCAGAUAUUUUGGGACUACAACUCCCAUCAUCCCUAGCUAACAGGACCAGUGGUCAGGGAUGAUGGGCGUUGUAUCCCAAAACAUCUGGAGGGCUGAGUUUGCCUAAGCCUGGUGAAAUGUAACAAGUCAAAUAUGGUGGCAUACUGGGAUAGGAUGAGAGUUAUAUUUAUUAGUACAGAGGGCACUCAAAUCAGAAAAUGAUCAGAUAAACAAGAUAAUAGCUGAUGAAGUGGCACAGUCCCGUGUCAUUUCAGUAAGUUCUAAAAGUGCCAAAUCUACUUUUGGAAAAGAGGUUGUUGAGGCCAACUGCACAGCGGGAGUUAAAAAGCAGGAACAGUAAGCGAGAUCUAGAAUCCAUAAUAGCAGGCGCAGUUCUAAUGGAGUACUACGACUUCAUACGUUUGCUUUAAAAUUCAGUUGAUUCUCAUAAGCACAUAAGACAAGCCUGCUGGAUCAGGCCAGUGGCCCAUCUACUCCAGCAUCCUGUUCUGACAGUGCCCAACCAUAUGUCUGGGAAGCCUUGAAAGCAGGACCUGAGUGCAACAGCAGUCUGCCCACCUGCAGAUCCCAGCAGCUGGUAUUCAGAGGCAUAUUACCUUUGACAGUGGAGGUAGAAAGGUAGGCAUCAUAACUAGUAGCUGUUUCUAGUCUUGUCCUCCAUGAAUUUGUCUCAUCUUUUAAAGCCUCACAGAUAUUCCAUUGGAUGUGCUCACAGUUGUUUGUUCAUAAUUCAUUAUUUCGUGUGUCAGAUGAAGCAGAGCCAGUAUUGUUAGGUUCUAUAAACACAAGUGGGUCUAUUCUAAGCAAAAGCAGGAAAUGUCUAAAAUAAAUACUGGGUUCUAUUCCUGCUUUAUUUGUUUCUUGUAUGAGUGGCGUUUUAAAGUGCAAGUUAGCAAAAUGUUUUGUUUCCCAUGUGGAAUGACUGUAUAUUUAUAUAAUGCCAUCCAUCCUUGCACUGGGCGCAAGAGGAUAGGUCCCUGCCCCAAGGAGCUAACAACCUAAAAUCUUACAUGGAAGAAACAACUGAGAAAUGAAAGGGGGAGAGAAGGGGAGGCAGAUAGGGAAGCAGUGUGCUUUUGUUUCAGCUUUGUGUACUUCGGCUUGUUUAGAGGCUUAGUUGCAGUAGGGUAUGGGAAAGUGGGGUGUUGAGCUAGAGGCUUCACAGAAAACUUAGGUUUUAAGGAGGCAUUUGAAUAGAAUAAGAGGUGGCAUCACUGCGGUCAUCUUAGUGGUAAUUCCAAGCAGAGGGGCAGAAAGAGCAGUCUUUUGAGGGGGCAACAGACCUGUGAAGGGUGCUAAAACUGUAGGAGCAAGGGCUGCAUGCAGAGAUAGAGCACACACAUUCUUGUUGCUUUUCCUGGCAUUUUCUCAAUAUUUGAGUCUGUUUUCCUGAGCAAACAAGAAGUUGUGUAUUACUUGUCCCUGCUUUGUGCUGCACAGGUGCUUGUGGACUUAUGGCAUUGGACAUGAUAUCUUGAUUUUUUAGACAACUGUGAUCUUUGGAAGAACCGGGCUCAAAAUGUCCUUCAUGCUUUUGAUUUGAUUUUUACAUUUAUGUCUGAAGGUGGCAUAUAUGGUUCUGCAUCUCAGAGCAGAGCCUCCAUGAAGUUCAGCUUCUCCAACCUGCUGUAACCUGUUCUGGAUUUUUUUGGGACUGGAACUCUCAUCAUCCCCAGCCUACACCAGCUGCUGUAGGGGCACUAAGUUGCCCUGCUUGGUUAUUUUCCCUGUGGCAUCUUGUUGUAGGGAAAAAUAUAUAAAGCUGAGCUGCUGAUUGGUCUUUCCCCAUCCAACAGUUGCAACAAACUUUGGACACAUCUGCUGACUAAAACCUUCCAGUGUCUCUCCUCUUUCAGCACUGCAAUAUUGCCAAACUUUUCCAAUUAAUGUUGCAGUCUUUCCAGAUGCCAUCAUAAGAAGGAAGAAAUAACUGAUUUCAUUUUUGGUUGUUGUUUUUUUAAAAAAGCUUUUCUAUAUUUAUUGAUAUUGUAGUUGCCCUCUUCUCACACACUUUUGGAAAAAAAAUUCCUCCUAGAAACAAAAAAUGACAUUGGGUGUUUGGGAUGCUGAUCUGCAAAAAUAGCUAUGCAAUUAUUGUGAGGAUAGUAUUAUCCAAAUUAUUGUUCUGCCUAGUAGUUUUGAUUCUAUCACUGCUGGACAUUUGUUGCCCAUUUAAACACAGAGAUAGCAAUGAGCUGGAUACAAGCACAGACUGCCGUUUAAGGCUAGAAGAGGCAGGAAGAGCCCAAGCUGUGAGUAGAGGUGACCCAGUCCUACCUUACAAAGCAACAGUGUGCUCACAUUUAUUUUAUGUAUUUUUAUACUUUUAUCCUACCUUUCCUCCAAGGAACCUGAGGUGGCAUGCACACUUUUAGCCUCACAACAACCCUGUGAGGUUAGGUUAGGCAAAGAGAGAGUGACUGGCCCAAGGUCACCCAGUGAGCUUCAGGACUCAGUGGGGAUUUGAACUCUGCUCUCCCAGGUUCUAGUCUGACACUCUAACCACUACACCACACUGGUGGAGGCAUCUUGGAAUAAUCCUGUAAUAUUAAAGAGCUGAUAGACCUUUUUGUUAGGAAGCUGCGGGGGGAGGCAAGCUUUGCCUUUCUUCUCUUGGGCUACCAGCCACUCCUUCACUUCCCUUUACCUGCCAGUCAGCUUGGUAAGCUAUGUUUGCUUCCUUUUUUCCCUUGGUUAAGGGAACCAAGCCUCCCUACCGACUCUCUCUGUUUUAGGACUUUGGCAAGCCUUUCAGAGCUCUCUUCCCCAAACACCUUACAGGUGUCUACUGUAGGUAGUAUUAGCAGCCUUGUGGAACUAUGUUCCCUCUGGUUCCUAGGGCUGCUGGUUCUGCUAUGUGUGUUGCCACUGUAAUGUGAUACUGUACUGUGGAAGCUGUAUGUGUAGCCUUUUCUGGCAAGUGCCCCACAUUGGGCAGGUGCAGUUUAUUAUUUGGUUAUCUGCUCAGGGCAAUGGCUACUUGUCACAGGCAAGUAGGCAAAUUGCAAGUAUAAUUGACUGUGGUUGAGAUUCCUGCAUUGCGGGGGUUGGACUAGAUGACUCUCGGGGUCCCCUCCAACUCUACAGUUCUGUGAUUCUGUAAUGCGGGAGAAGUGUGUAACCUCUGUUCAAACAACUAUUUUCUCAACACUCCUUGCCCCUCCACCUGCCUCCUGCCCUUUUGGGCUAUAACAUUCUUAUGUAAAAGAGGACCUGCUGUUAAAAGUUAACUGAUCCUUGCCUUUGCCAUAAAGGUGCCAGUUCUUGCAGCAGCUUGCUGCCUUGUUGAGGUGAAUGGUGCUCUGACUCCACAGUGUUGAUUUUUGACAGUGAAGAGCACUUUCCUUAUUGCUUCUCUUUUUAAGCAACUUUGCAUCCAUAGUAGGUACAUUAGCAGGUGCUCAAAAUAGGCUGGGUCAGGGUAGAUGGCAGAGGCAGGUGUCAUGAGUCCUGUGGCAUCAGCUGUGACAGGGUGGCAAUGGCAGGAUCUGUCAGAGGAUGAGAACUCUGCGGUUGAGGUAGAGAUGCUUUUGUAAGGGACAGGGGGGAGUUGUUAGCUGGACGAGUUCCUACUCCAUCUCCUGAGUACAGAGUAGCGAAAGAGGCAGCUGGUAAUUUGGCAGAGGCAGCUGAGUUGGAGACAUAGGGAGAGUUUGAGGGUUGGGCUCAGGUCCUGUUGCCAAGGAUGCACCAGCAGACCCAGCAGCUGCCGCCGCCACCACCAGGAGCGGUCGCUUGUGACUGUGUGGUCCUUCUCUUUAAAAGCAGAGCAGGAGAGGUGUGUCAAGUGUCGGGACAACAUCUUUGGUUAUGCCUAGACAGGUAUCCCAGAACUCUGUUUAUAAACCGUUAAUAGCAGUGUUAGAAACUGAGAUAGGAGCCAAAUGGCUCCUAGGACCUGGGUUGUGGGCACCAAAACAGAAUGUCUAGUCACCAUUUGGGAGAGGUGGCAACACUUUUUAUUUAUUAUUUUGAUGAGCAUGAACUAAUACACAAUUCACAUAAUAAUGUUCAGGGAAGUUUUUAAUAUGUAACGCUGUACUGUUUUUAACACUUGAUUGGCUGGGGAAACUCAGCCAGAUGGGCGGGGUAUAAAUAAUAAAUUAUUAUUAUUAUUAUUAUUAUUAUUAUUAUUAUUAAGUUACACAUUGUUAACAUCACAUUUUAAACAUAAAUUGUUAAUACAUGUUUAAUUUGGUGUUUACAUUAAAAUUUUUGAUACCAUACUUCAGUUUUCAAAACACACUACUCUUUAUUGUUAAACUCCUUAACAUAUUGCCUAUCCUUAACAUAUACUUUGAGGCUUCAAAGCCCAUACAUUUCCAUAAGCCUUGAGUGUCAGCCAGGUGCAAAAAAUGGCACCCAGACUUUUUGAGGUGUUCGCAAAUGGAGAAUCUUUAGGUACAAAAUGUGCCUGGUGCCCUGCUAAUUUCAAAGUCUGGUUAGUAGACCUGAUGAUGAGGCCAUGGUUUUAUCACUAAAGUUUUUGGGAUUUCCCUAUCUAAGAGUAUUUCAUCCAAGGGUGGGAACCAGGACAUCCACACUGCUCUAAACUCUCACUGUGUUCCCUGUGUUAGAUGUUAAAACACCUGGGUGGUAGUUUUCGAGGUAGAGCUGAAGGAAGAGGAAGGAACGCCUUCAUUUGACUUUGUUCUUUUAAUAGCUCACCAUAAUAACAUGCUGUUUAUAAACUUGAAUUUCUGCACUAAAGAUCCUAUGUGGCCUCACAGUUUUGAUAAGCUUCCACUGGAUCUACAAAAUACUUUGUGUAUUUGUAGCAAGACCUGAAUGAUUAGCCCUAAUUUAAUUAAAAAUUCUUUUGCAAAGGAUCGUCAUUCUGUUAUUUGCUAUUCUUAACAUUUUGCUGAUUACUGCGAAACAGCAUCCUUUGUGGAUCUGAGGUUAUUCUAGGCGUUGCUGAUGUGGUACCCUCCAGAUAUUGCUGGAUUACAACUCCCAUCAGCUCCACCCAACAUGGCCAGUAGUCGGAGAUUAUCUUCUCAUGUAUCUGUAAAUGGCUAAGGAAUAGGAAGCAGAGAGGGAAGGAUGCAGUAGGUGACCCAUGCUUUUUAAGUUGUGUUUGCGUCUGAUACCAAACUGGCAGAAGUUUUCAUAAUGCGUUCCUGGUGUAAGGCAAACUAAAUAUGCUUUGGUACAUAAAGGGUAUCUUUGGGUAAAGGAACCCUUGCUGGAGGUGUAUGUGACCAGAUCUACCACUAGUUUCCUCUACAAAGCUUCUAGUUCCCUCUGGGUAAAAGUUCUGACUACUAUUAAUGAUUUUCUGAUGUGCCUGAAGCUGCUGGGCAGCCCACUCAACAGCCUUUUUCCAUAAAGGAAAAAGAGCUGGAAGCAGAGCAGUCAAUGAGCAGCAUUGUGUCUUCAUGUUUGUUUAGCAGGGUACAAAUAGGUAUAGCUUUGAGACCAUCUGGCAUUCUGCUUUCCCUGAGCAGUGCAUUGGUAAUACCAGCUAAUAAGGAACACAGCAUUGCCCUGUUGGCUUUCAUCUGUUAGGAUGGGCAUGGAUCCAAAUUGUGUUUUGUAGCUCAUGGGCCCACUCCAAUGUAUGCCCUCUGCAUCUGUAAAUGAGACUAAUUGAAACUGAUCCAAAUAAAACAAGCAAGACUGAGUUUGACAUCUCAAAUGCAGUUUAGUUUGGAGUCCCAGGCUGAACCAAAUGCAAGUGACUUGUUCUUGCCAAAUAGAUGGGGAAACCCAUCCCAACUGUCGUAGAUGGCUUAAUCUCUGUAAGGUGAAAUCCUGGAUUCACAGGCCCUCUCAUAAUUCUGAGCUGGUUAGCAGGAUGGCAUUGCACUGGUAAGUGGCAAGGAAGAUUUCAGUAUAGCCUUCAAAAUGCCAUUUUGAAAAUAAAACCAAAUAACAGAUUUAGCUGAAAUAUCCCCUUUUGUUUCUGGGUUUCAAGGCAAGGAGAUAUGCCGUAAUAAAAAAAUGGAAAAUGAUUCCUGCAUGCCACUGGCCAUGUUUACACAUAAUGAUAAGUCAAGGUUCUUGGUUUAUCUUUAACAAACGAUACUUUGCACAAGCAGAGUGCCUGUGUACUGUGUACAGAGUUGUGUACUUUUUGCUCCUUUCUUUGAAUGAGCAGGUAAACAAACCAGGAAGGGCAUAACAUCACAUUAUAUCUGAAUCUGGAAUUGUGGUUUGUUUUUCCCUAGCAAUACACAGUUUAUAAACCAAUGACAAACCUUGCUUUAAGGCUAGCUAGUGAUUUUGGCUUGUUAGAGAGAGAUAAACAAUUAUCAUAGGUUCAGAUAAUGGUAUCCCUUUUGUGGUUUUUACCAUCUCUUGUGAAGGGAUCAUCAAAGUGGGAAUUAGCAGGUUGUGUGCACUGUGUGGUUUGUUAAGCCAAGGCUGUUGACUAUUGGUACCCACAAACAUUGCCAAUGCGUUGUAGUCCAAUUUGUUGUGUGAUAGCUUGGUCAGGCCAUUGGAAAGUUAACCAUAAGGAUCAAUGUAUUUAUCCUCUUGAGAGUUCUAGAAUCCAGUUGGCUUCAUACCUCUUGAGGGGCAGGUCAGCCUUGCCUAUGACUCUGACCAAGAUUUUUGGGAGAGGGUCUCGGUUUUCAGCAGGUAAUUAAUUGUAUGAUAGCUCUAGAAUUUACAGAUCCCUCGCUUUUCUUCCGUACCUGCAAUUCUAGACAGACACUUUCUUGCAGCAUCUGGAUAACUGUAUGUCCUGAUACCUGAUACCGAGACCUGGCUGUAUGACUGGUAGGGUUUGGCCAGAAUCCAAUACAGUGGUACCUCGGGUUACAUACGCUUCAAGUCACAUACGCUUCAGCUUGCAGACUCCGCUAACCCAGAAAUAUUACCUCGGGUUAAGAACUUUGCUUCAGGAUGAGAACAGAAAUCGUGCUCUGGUGGUGCGGCGGCAGCAGGAGGCCCCAUUAGCUAAAGUGGUGCUUCAGGUUAAAAACAGUUUCAUGUUAAGAACGGACCUCCGGAACGAAUUAAGUACUUAACCCCAGGUACCACAGUAAUGGAUAACUGACCAUUCAUUUGCUGCUUCCCCUGUGCAUUAACAAAAGCUAUAAAUCGUUGGUAUAAUACUGCUUGGUAACUUUCAUUUCAUUUGUUUGUUUAUUAAAUUAUAUACCACCUUUUAUCCGAGGAUUGUGGGGUGGUUUACAAUAUAAAUAUACUUAACAAUCCGCUGAAGCUCUCUCCCAGCAGGAGACUAGUUGCCUCUUUAUCAUUUGGACUCUUCAGUUUGAUCAAGAUUGUUUUAGUUGUUGUUUUAAGAAAAGUAUUACUUUGUUGAGUUUUCAUAAUGGGUGGCACCAAGAACAGUAAGCAGACGUCCCCUCUCUCUAUUUGCAGAUAACAAAAUAAUUGCAAUUACCCUCCCAGUCUCUGGUUGUUCACUUCUUGGGGUGGGAGGGGGUUCACUUAAAGUUUAUUUAGAGAGAAAGAGGGAUCUGAUAAAGCAAUACUGUUUUCUGUUUGAGCCUAUCCCGUUUAAAUAAGGUCUAGAGUAGCAUAGAGCAACAUGGUGCCCUCCAGAUGUUGUUGAACUAACUCUCAUCAGCCCCAGCUAGUGUUGCCAAGAGUCAGGAAUGUUGAGAGUCCAACAACAUCUGGAGAGAACACCAUGUUGGAUACCCCUGGUCUGCAGUGGGAAGAAUGGAGGGACAAAGAUUCAAAUAUGAUAGUUUGAGGAAGCAUAGAGUGAACAGUGUGUUUUGAGUUUAAGAAAAAGGACAUUUUAGCUUUAAUCUUGAAACAAAUGUAAUGUGUUGGCCAGAAGUCACAAGCACUCUCCUGCUCCCACCCUAACAGAGCCAUAACUGGGACAGAUAAGAUAGGGCAGGAAUAGCCCAGGAACACUCAGGACUGAGGUUGUUGCUGUUAUUUAUUAGACUUGCCAGUUGGUUGUUACCCAGACGUCUCCAAGUGACUUACAACACAUUUAAAACAUACAGUACACCAUAAAAACAACAAAGCAACUCCCAUGAUAGCUGCAGGAGACUUUGGCAUUCAAGUUGAACUUAAAUGACUAUUUCAAACAGUACUAAUACCUUCCAUGGUGUGUACCAUGUGUGAGGCAGGUAGUGGAAGCAAUGCUUUGUGGAUGGUUGAACUCAGUUGCCUUCUUUUCAAUUAAGAUUUGUGGGGUGGCAGGGCAGACUGAGGUCUGAAGCCAGGGAUAUAGCUCAGGGUUAGUGGGUAGGGGGUGGGUACCAAUGGGAAACUACCAUUCAAAACAAGGAUUUAUUAGACCUUAAAGGCUGGGCUCUUUCUCAGGUGACACUGUAGCAUAGCUUGUUCCUGCACCCUUUGAGCUGUGCCACGCUGGAGCUAUUUCACAUGUCAUUCUUGUUUCCUAUCAGAGUAGAGAGGAGCAGUGGUUCCUCCAUGGGACCCAGAGGAGCUUCACAUAUUACCUGAGCAGUAUACAUCACACUAAAGGGGGGCAGAGGCCAAGAGGGGCCUGCGCUUUCUGAGACAAGUAGCUUGCAUUCCCCCUCUGCCAAUUUCUGGCACCUUGAGCAUAUUUGAAAGAAAGGCACUUUUUGCAUGCAAAAUGUACCAGAGUCAUAAACUACACAUUUUAAAAAGAAGGCUGCAAUCCUUUUUCUUACGGCGCUGCCACUGCUGAUUUGUGCAGAAUGGAACUGUAUUGCAGCGACUCGUAGCUAUAGUGAGAAUGUCACUUCAGAUGAAGUCUAGACUGCAGCAUGAGCAUGUGGCCAAUUUGAAUGAAGUUUGGGUCAAAGAGGAGAACUUUCUUCAAUCUACCCUUUCGUGCUUUGAUACCCCUGGUUCAAAUGCACUUGUAACCAUUGCUUGAAUAGCUUGCUUUGGACUUAAUGCACCUCUUGUGAGCCAGCCCGCUCCAUUUUUGGAUGCAGAGAAUUAGGCGAUAAGCUCAGCUUGUUGCAAAACAUAACAUGUUUUUUUCUUGGCUUGAUUUCCCUUCCAUCUUUUUUAGGGUACUCUGAUGUGCUGGGACUUUCUGCAUGUGAACCUGCAGAUUAGCAUCUGUUUCAGUUUGAUAUAGAAGUUGAGGUGCAGGGGAAGUGGGUGAUUGACAAGGAGCAGACUUGAAUAGUUUUAUACGCAACACUGUUUUGCAAACUGGCUGCAUUUGACUUUACAGCUGUUUUAAUACAUAGCAAGACUUUCCGCCUGCCUGCCUCUGUACUGGAGGCAGCUUUUCUUUGUUCAUUCUGCCUCCCUGUACUUGUAUCUGGCCUGCAAGGAGUUAACUCCAGCUCAGUGAGUGCUGGGCUCCUGGCUGCUGUUACGCUACAGUGGAGGACCAGCCCAGACACUGGCUGCUGGUGUUGCUGGGGGGAACGGAAUCAGUGACGGCAGUAGUCGCAGCAUCAGCCGGCUGUUUGUGCACAUCAUCAGCCAGCGGCUGAGGGGAAAUAAAACUGAAAGCCCUUGGAUGCAACAGUGUUGCUUGAAAGAAGCACCAGCACCCAUGGACCAGGUUGGCAUCCUGGCAGCAGGCAAGCUGAACUGGGUUCAUACCCUUUUGACCUUCUCCCACUUUGAGUCGGAUGGAGUGAUGAAGUAGCAGGGAGCAAUGCAGAGUUGGGCUUGGAGCCUAAAACAGUGAGUUGGGGUUGGGAAGAGGUUGGCUGUGGGGGCAUAAAGGGUAUUCCUGGAGCUCCUUGCUUUUCAGGCACAAUCUUCAGGGAAGCUGAUUCUUUGUUUCUACAGCAACAGCGCAGGCUGGAGCAAGUGUUGAAACUGCUGUUUUACUUCGGCUUUCGGGCUCAGUUUCAUCCUGUUCCUGGGUCAAAGCUAGAGAUGACAUACAAAAAUGAAUAAAAAUUGGGGGUGGGGGAUCUGUAGUACAGAGCUUCCGCCUUUUCAGGAAACACUUUUAAGGAAUGCGAACCUUCGGGAAUAUCACCACUGAAAGCUUUACGGCACUUGGAAACAUAGCGUUUUUGGUCCUAGACAACUGUCCCCAGCAGUAAGUCUGUCUUCUAUGUUCCUGCUGCAUAAAUAUACUUCAAGUGUUUAUGUGUUGCAACUUAGGUAGCUGCCCUAUACCUGAUUGGACCAUUGGUUCAUCUAACUCAGCAUUGUUCUGUACACUAACAGGCAGUGGCUUUCCAGGGUUUCAGGCAGGUAUUUCUCCCAGCCUUACCUGGUGAUGCUGGAGGUUUAAUGUGGGAUCUUAUGCAUGCACAUCUCUGCCACUGAGCUUUGGCCUUUGCCCUUUGUGUGCCACAUUUCCAUACUAUCAUUCUUAUCACCCUGAUAAUAUCCCAUUCAUAGAAAGCACCCCCAGCUAAGCACUAUGUCACCUGCACAGCAGCAAACCAAUGUCCCCCAAAUUUUAACUACUUUACUUCUAUUUUUCUUUCUGUACACUUAAAGAGCCUGGGACAAAAAGGAAUUGAUUGAUUUUUGCCACUGGUGUGCUUAUUUGUCCUAGCUAACGUUAACAUAUUGGGAUAAAAGAACGUUCCGUGGGGUUUUUCAAACAAAAACUGAUUUGGGGAAAACAGACCUACCCAGAUAUUUCACCCUUGGUUAGGGGCAUUUUACUACUCCAAGAUAAAUUGGAAUGUAGGCUGUGGUAUGAAAACCAUUUAUGUUAAUUUUUUUAAUAGGUGAAGGUAAAUCUCUGUAUGACUCAGUAUACUGGUGUUUUACCUCUUCACGUUUUAUAUAGCAGAAGUCAACCCCCUUUCCUUCCCUUUGCAAAUAAUGCAGUUCCAUACCUGUGACAAUAUGCAGUGUGGUCCCAAAGUUGAUUUGGUCUUUGUUGCAAGUCUGAAAUCCAGACUUCUCUUUCCAUCUCCAGAAAAAAGCACCAAAGCUUCAGAAUGUACAGUAUUAGCUGACCUGUCCACUUAAAAGGACUCUGGUUGAUGAUAUUUGUUUCCAGUAAAAUUUCUACCCCAUUAUAUGUGGCCGAUGAAGAAUUUACAAUAGUGUAAUAAAACUUUAAAAUGGCAAAAGGCAGAUUAUUGUUCAUUAUAGAAAAAUGUGGAUGAGUUUGUACUCCAAUAUUCAUAAUAAGAUGUUUGGUAAAGGCAAUAUUCUGAUGUUUGAAUAGCUCUCAAAUGUAGAAUUGAUAAGGUGGAAUAUUCCUCAACAUACCUUGUAGUCCACCUCUUCCCUUUUCCUGAUAAUAUGUAUACACUGUUUCCUCAGUCACAGACCACUGAACCAACUCCAAGACACACAUUCAGUUAGGCAAAAGUUAGGCUUCGGGGUGCAAGUGUUACCUACAGUUACUGUAUACUCUCUCUAUAUUGGGAAAAACCAAAACUUUAUAUAACCUUCUCCUAAACUUUUUUCCUCACACACAUAAUUUUUAUUUCAGUGGAAAUCACUGAAUUGGUACCUCCAUCCUUGAAAAAUCUCCUUUAUUUGGAAGCAGGCACCUUCCUUUGGGCUGCAUUCUCACACUACCGCUGCUACAGUGUUGCACUGCUGAUGCGUAAAUACUUUUGCCCAUAAAAAGGUUAAUUAGGGUAGUUCCGAUGCAUCUGUAUAUUCAGGAAUAACAGUAUUGGCUAAAACUAUUUUUGUGUUGUUUUUCAGGGAGACUUAGAAAACAAACCAGUCAAUGGCUGCAGACCAGAGCUCAUGGACUGUGUUGCCCACGGCCAUGGCGAAAAACCCAAGGUGAAACCAAGCCAUUUGCUGCCUUGGGAAAAUGUACAGGCAGAUGAAAAGGGAAGUAUGACUGGCUUAGAAACGGAGAAGUGGGCACAGAAUGAGAAGCCAUCACUUAGCGUCCAUGUGAACGGUGACCUCUGUAGAGCUAGAGCAAGGAAUGAGAACUCGAAACAUUUUGAAAAGGAUCCAAAAGCUGUUCAUUCUUCCAACGUGUUAGAUGACCCCAAAAAGUUGCUUGCACAAACUGUUAGAAAUGGCAUUAAAAGCAUUCCUUAUUCACCAGCAGAAUGUGACUUGUUGCUGAAAAAAACAGGUGCUGAUCCGGCAAACAGCUGCCCAGAAAGCAACUUGGAUGCCUCUUUGGGUUGCGCUGCUCAACUGAACAAUAUCAGCACUUUGACAACUGGAACAUGUGGUGCUCUUCCAGAAAAGAAGGAUCGCGUUCUAGCGCAGCAGACAGAAAACUCUAAUGCCAUUCAGGAAUCUGAGAACUCACUUUUACAAACUAUUUCACUUUUAGAUCUUCAGGACAAGCCAUCUUGCACUCCCGUGCAUGACAAAGAUGGCUGCCUUGAUGAUGGUGCUUCAAAUGGUGCUCCAAGCAAAGAUUUGCAACCUGAAGAUUUGUCACUUCAGUCAACUUUUUUAUCUUUGAUUAAAAACCGAAAUUUAACUGUAGAACAGGUUGUAGCUAUUGAGGCAUUGACACGCUUGUCGGAAGUCCCUCCAGGAGCUCCCUUACCAGCUAAACCAGAAAGAGUUCAGUGCAUAGAAGAGCAAAGUUCACAUUCACUUAACAAUUACAAAAAGGAUAAUUCAUGUUUCUUGACAUCAUCUGCAUUGAAAGUAAUCAAAGGAAGUUGUCCACAGAAGGACCAGCAGCUCUUUCCUCAUGCUCCUUUGCAGAGAAGAACCCUUCCUAAAAGUCCCUUGACGUCAUCUGCAUUGAUAGCAAUCAAAGGGGCUUGUCCACAGAAAGACCAGCAGCUCUUUUCUCAUGGUGCUUCACAGAGAAGAAUCUUUCCUAAGAGUUUGCUUUACAAUGGUCAAGGUGCUAUUUCUGAAUUCCCCAGUAAAACCACUGGUCCAUCUAGCUUAUUGCGUAGGCUACAUUUCUCCCCACGAGAUACCAAGUCUUUAUCUGCGUUAGUGUCUGGUGGAACUUCAGGUCAUACUACCAAGAAACACCCUCUUUAUCAUAAAGCUGCCAUUGGGCCAUGCUCCAAAAUCUCAAGUGUUGUCAAACAGCGGAGGAGCAGAGUAGACAUGCUUGGAAAGUGGGAGGGGAAGGCUGUUCAUGGCUCAAAUUCAAAAAGUAAUUCUGUAUUUAGGGGAAAUAUUCAUAGCCAGGAUGAGGAAGAGGUAGCCACCCAAUUAACUCAACUUGCAGCAAUAAUUGAAUCAAGCAAAGCAAGCCCAGACCAGAAGACAUCGCUUCUCAGUCGAAUACCACCCGAUAUGCAACCAAAACAUAAACAGGACCAGUGCCUAUUGCAGAAGAAACAAUCUGUAUUUGUAAGGAACAAUUAUAGUCCAUUAUUAGUCAAGCAAAGGCAACCAACACGGAAAAAUGAAAAACCAGUACCAAGGGCAAAAAGAUUAAAAAAGAAGCCUCAAGUAAUGCCUGACCAACAAAAUCAGCUACAACAAGAUUGCCAUCUUAGUGAAUUACAGGACAUACCGAAAAAGCCUUCUAAACUACGCAAGGUUGGUCGUAACGCGUCACAGGAUUCGAAACUAACUGCUUUGGGGAAAAGAUCUUCUAAAGCCAAAGUACAGAAGGCAUGGAAUCGGAAUACUUUGUCAUCACAACAAAAAGCAGCUGCAUUAUUUCUUCCCAAAACUCAAAUAAUAUACCACAGGCCUUUGCCUGCUUCAACACAAGACAAAGUGAAAGACAAUUUGUUUGGCUUUGAAAUGGUGCCUGAGCACAUAAAAACUAUGGGCUCCAAUGAGGCACGGGGCACUAAUCCUCCAGGUGCUGCCCCAGAUGCUCUGCACCAUAGUGGCCUACUCUCCAAUAGUCUUCUGACUGUCCCUCACUUCGAAGCAAAAUCCUGUUUGAACCAAGGAAGUGAAAAUGUACAGAUGUUUACAGAAAAAGACAAGAAUUCUCAGGUACAGCAAACAAUGAACAUGGCUCAAAUGCAUCCUUUGCCUCAGAUCUUUGGUCAAAGAGCAGAUGAAAUGUGCAAGGAAAACCAAGCAAAACUUGAGUGCGGUGCUAUGGAACAACAAAUGGGCCAGAAAUUGCAAACCAUGUCCAUUAACUGUAGCUUAGCCUCCCCAGGGGAAACCUUGCAGGCUCUCAGGAAAGCAGAGUGUGCAAGUGAAGUUACAGUUCCAACAUCAAGAAGCUUGGAGACUGAGAACACACAGAGAACAGGGAUCUUAGGGUGUUCUCCAACAAAGAAUACACUCAGUAGUUUUCUUGAAUCGCCUAUGAAGUUCUUGGACACCCCUACAAAGAACCUAAUCGAUACACCUACAAAGAAAGGACAGACUGAUUUUCCAAGCUGUGAUUGUGUUGGUAAGUGUAAUUUGGUUCAUUUUGCAUAGAGUUCUGAAAGUUUUCUCACUGAGGAUUCCUUUAGAAUUUUUAUCUUGCAAACGUUGCCUCUUGCCUGCUCUGAUGAAGUGAGUCUCCAAGUCUCCACCACAUAAGUGAAAAGAUGACUCUAUAUCACUCCAUAUACUAAUCAAGUAACUGCUUGAUUACCUGAAUUUACCAUCUGGCUGUGACUUCCAACAGUAGUGGAAGAAUUUCCAGUUACCUAAAGAGUUGAUGUUAUCAGUUGAAAAUACUUAUUCAGCCCUGCACUUCAGGGAAUUGCUGACUUCCUGUUUCUCUGCAACAAACAGGGAGGAAAAUUGUUUUGUUGGUUUGUUGAGAAUUAGGGAAUAACAACCUUUAUAAAUAAUACAGGGGGGGAUAUCUUUAUCACUGCUCUCUUUGGUUGUCUCAUUGAAUUCCAAUGUGUCCUUGGUAAAAGCAGUAUGUUAUUUACCGUAUUUUUCUGUCUAUAAGAUGCCCUCAUGUAUAAGGCCCCCCCCCCAUAUUUUUGGGGAGUCAAUUUUAGGAAAAUGAGGGGAGAUGGCCCAUAGUUGUUGAACCGCUCCCCCCACGCAGCUGCGGGCAGGAAACACUCCCUAGAUCAUUUCCCGUGUGCAGCGGCAUUGGGGGAAGUUGCACUCCCGCCAGCCAUCCAGUUGGGAGCGCAACCUCCCCUGAUGCCGCCGUGCACAGGAAACGACCCAGGGACCGCCCGCUGUGCACCGCGGCAUUGGGGGAAUUUGUGCUCCCGUGCAGGUGGCUGGUGGCGCACAGCUUCUCUCCACCCACCCCCCUACCCAUAGGCAGGAAACACCCUCCAGAUUGCUCCCCUCUCGCUGCACCAUCGGGGGAAGCCGCGCUCCCACCAACAAGCUGGCUGGCGGCGCAGCGCUCCCCCCCCCAUGCCACUAUCCGUGUAUUGGACGCCCCCAGUUUUUUGAUGUGUAUAUAUGCAUUUGGCUCCUGUUCUUCAGUAUCUGAAAGGGAAUGAAGUAUUAUAUUAAUGAUAAGCCAGUUAACAAUAAUAAACUUGACUCUAGUUCAAAAUGUGAACAUUUUCAAAAGAUUCCAUAGCAUUUCUGUUUUGAUAAAGGCCCCACUGUUAAUCCCAUCAAUAUUCCUCAGCCUUCUCAGACUUGGAGAUCCACCAAGUCUUUUAACUCCAGCCUGGAGUGUAUGACAUGCCUAAUAAAUAUUUUACUGUGUAUGUUUAUCUUUCUCCUCUUUUUUAAAAAAACCCACAACUGUAUGUGUGUACUCGGUACAUGAAAUAAUGUUAACAGCUAUUUUUAAUUAUUUCUGUAGAGCAAAUUAUAGAGAAGGAUGAAGGGCCAUAUUAUACACACCUUGGAACGGGACCAAGUGUUGCUGCAGUCAGGGAAAUAAUGGAAGACAGGUGAGAAAAUACAUAUCAGUGAGUAAAGGUUGAUUAAAUAUAGGCACAGCGCUAUACACCCCCCCCCCCAAUAAAUCAAAUAUAUAUGAUGAUAGUAUAAGUGGUUUAUAACUUUUUUUUUCCCUUGCGGUACUUACCUAAGGUCUCCCUGCCUGAUUAUACUAGGUCGGAACUACACUAUCUGUAUUUGAGCUGCAGUAACUAGAAUGCUGCUGCUUUUUGAGUGCUGACUCUGUCUUCAGGAAAGGGGUUGAGACUCUCAUAAGACAGUUGGUGUUGGGAGUUGGACAGGAAGUGGGUAUGUGACAUGGUGUGCUGAGGUCUGGAAGAGUCAUCUCUUCCGUGUUGGUUUCUUAGGACUGUAUCCAAGGCAGAUGGUCAGUCACAGGAGGUAAAUAAAGGACAACAUGGCCAAUUGUAGUACUGGGCUGGAAGCCAGCUAGAGCUUGAGGGAAGUUCAGAUACCAUCUUGACAGAGGAGAGAGGCCAAAUGAUUUCCUGAACAAGAGUUGCAAGGUGCAUGCUUUCCUUUUCAGAGCCAAGUCACAUUGGCAGUUGCUUAUCAUCAGCUACAAUCCAGAGUUCUCUUAGGUGUGCCUAAGGAAUUGUACGCGGGUGGCACUGUGGGUUAAACCACAGAGCCUAGGACUUGCUGAUCAGAAGGUAGGCGGUUCGAAUCCCCACCAUGGGGUGAGCUCCUGUUGCUCGGUCCCAGCUCCUGCCAAUCUAGCAGUUCGAAAGCACGUCAAAGUGCUAGUAGAUAAAUAGGUACCGCUCCGGCGGGAAGGUAAACGGCGUUUCCGUGCACUGCUCUGGUUCGCCAGAAGUGGCUUAGUCAUGCUGGCCACAUGAUUCAGAAGCUGUCUGCGGACAAACGCCGGCUCCCUUGGCCCAUAGAGCGAGAUGAGCGCCGCAACCCCAGAGUCGGUCACGACUGGACCUAAUGGUCAGGCGCACCUUUACCUUUACCUAAGGAAUUGUGAAUGCCCGUCAGGACUUCUGAUUGCUUUCUUUGAAUAAGUUUCUUUGAAGUACAGCAUCCCAUGCUGCAUCAUGAUAUGCUUUCCACAUACUCCAGAUACUGAGGUCACCUUAACAUGCUUACGCAUUUAGUACGGCCCAAGCUUUCAUUCACACUUUGUCAAAUGAAUCUAGUACUAUAGUCCUAGGGUGGAUUGCAUCACCAUGCUAUUCCAGACAUUCUGAAUGCUGCUUGCCAGAUGGAAUGACACCCCCCUUCCCCCCGGCAUGCUGUUCUGUUUUCCUGAGCCCAUUUCAGGGGGCAUAUGGGAAGAGGAGGGAAGCCCCAUUGCACAAGCAGAAGUCAUUGCACAGCACUUCUGGUGAGAGGGCACAUGACGUAGGUUAAUCCCAUUCUUAUUUUGUUGGAGUUCUCCGUGUGGUUACAUUGAAGAUCUGGUGUGUUUGUAAAGUGUAGAUGUUUUACUUUGGGCUCCCACAUUUAGUAAAUUUAUUGGUUGAAUUAACAGAAUGUAUUAAAUUGGCUGGAAAGGUGCCACAAUUACAUGGAAAGCAGAUCUUAAAUGUUUAAAAGGGCAUUUUUCAUUCAGUUGCAAAUGGGGAAGAAACAUUCUCUUUCUCGGUCUCUCUCCCUGGAGGGAAUGCCUCUUUUUAAAGGUUCCUGCUAUAACAUUUAUUUGAUAAAACCAUUGUUAUAUUAAUGUGCCAACAUAUGCAGAUUUAAUUGGUUGAAUUACAGUUCAUAUGAUCAUCUAAGAUAAUUGAUGACAGCCCUAGUUUUUAGUAGCAGUUAUUGGGUGGGAUAGAAAGAACUGGGAAUAAGAGGACAAGAUAGGAAUGAUUCUCUAAAGUACUAUAGUCAGAGUAGUGUAUGCUAGCAAUGAAAAUGGGAUCUCUUGGACAACAUGUGAAAAAGGAGCAUGGGGAAAGUGGUUUUUUAUUUCAGUGCUACAGAAGGGGUAGUAAUAAUAAUAAUUUUAUUAUUUAUACCCUGCCCAUCUGGCUGGGUUUUCCCCGCCACUCUGGGCGACUCCCAGCAGAAUAGUAGCCUGUUGCUUCUCUACUUGUUAACGGAAUUAAUUACUAGGACGUUUCAUAAUCCUUACUAGUUUUUCCUUUCUACAGAUAUGGAGCAAAAGGAAGUGCUGUAAGAAUUGAGGUAGUUGUGUAUACAGGCAGAGAAGGAAAAAGCUCCCAAGGGUGUCCAAUUGCCAAGUGGGUAAGUUUUUGUUUUAUAGUAAUAUAUCUUUAUUUGUAUUCUUGAAAUUCAUUUUUUUAUUGCAGCUAUGGUGCUUAAGGCCCAUGAAGUGUUUUUUUCUUAGUGAUCAAAGCGCUAUUUAUUUAUACUUUAAAAUAACUUUGUUACCCCCUUUGAAUCAAAAAGGUUGCACAAUGUGACCAAUGAUCAAAUCUAAGCCAGUCAACCAAGAAUGAAUGAAUGAAUUGAAUUAAAAAUCAGCAACAGUAAACAAAACAAAAACCAGCAGGAAAAAGCUUACAAGCUGCUCAGUAGAUUAUCCAAAGACAGAAAUUACUUCAGUGGUGGCUGGUACUAUUGGGACUGAAGUUUUGCUUGGGUUUUUAGCCUUAUCCAAUCCCACACUGAGGACUUCUAUUGCCUCCCUAGACAAUGCAGGGUGGCAUGGGUAUUAUCAGCAUACUGGUGUCACUGCACACCGAACCUCUGGAUUUAAUCUUGGUAAGUUUUACAGCUGUUCUAUGACAGGGCAGUAUUACUGUCACGAUACAAACAAGAGGCCUGAGGCUGAAGGUGAUUGGUUUGCCAAAGGCCAAAUGGAUAAGUUCAUGACUGAGCUGGGAUAUGAGCUGUAGACUUCUCAGAUCACAGCUUAUGUUACUAACCAUUAUGUUACACCAGCCACCUGUAAGCCACACCUUGUUCACAGAGGCAUAUUGGGUUUAUUUUAAUAGUUAGUCCAGUUUUUAUUAAAUGGCUUUGUUCUGAAGAUUAUGGAUAUCAGCAAAUUAAUCCCUAGGAUGGGUUGUAGCAUCUACUAUACCAGCUUGGGGUCCUAAACUAUGAUACUAUGCUUCCUUCCUCACAAGUGUAUGUGUGGGUGUUAGGUACUGUCUUUGUGUGUGAACUCUGCAUUUUAAAACAAUGCAAGAACCAGAUGUUCCCGUUUGCUAUGUGCCUUAAAUCUGGUGUCUGAUUUUGAACAUGGAAUAUCAAUUUGUUAUUCCUUACCAAUAAACCAUUUAAUGUGACAGCUGUUGGAAUGAGUCAUUCUGCAGUGCUUUUUUUGCCCUUGUUUGUACCUGAACUGAUAAUGAAGCAUUCUAAAGUAAAUGCCACUGCUCCCAUUAUCUUAUUCCUUCUCACAUUACACCACUCAAAUAAAAUUAAUUUCUGAGUAAACUAACCCCUGUUUCUCUUCUUGGAAAAUUAAGAGCAAAUUAAGGUUUGUUCGGUGUCAGUUUCUUAUAUAACUAUGCACAUAGGUUAAGAUCUAUUUUGCUCUGAGCUUUGUAUUGUGGUUUCAGUAUUGAAAGUGAGUGCCUGUGUUGAUUCUCUUCCAUUUUAAUUCAGCGGCAAUACCUAAGCUGCGCAGUUAGGAUAGCACAAUGAAAUAGCUUAUUUGGAGCAGAGUUGUCUGUGGACUGGUAAACUCUAUGCCAUUUUCUGUGUUAGUAGGAAAACUUAUGUCAUUCACAGAGAUUCACUGGCUUAAGUGUGGGCUUCAAAUUUGUGCUAAGAACUAAUUUAAGGUGAAACAAUAAUGGCAAUAUGUUGUGCUUUGUUCUUAUAGAACAAACACUGGAGAACCAACACUGGCCAUUGUGCUCAAUAUAAGGGUAGACAACACUGAAGAAAACUAAAUUUUAAAGAUUUUUCCCUGCAUUUUUAAAAAUGUUUAAAGUAUUUAUAUAUGAAUGAAUUACUAAAGUUUCCAAGCUGUGUACAUAAAAAUUAAAAAGCAUACAAUGGACAAGAUGGAUUGAAACAAUUGUAUUCUGUUAUUAUAGACUGUGGUCAUCUAUAACGCCAAACUUAAUAUUUGACAUUUAUAUAGUUUAUAUUUUUGCUGAAUUGGUGUUAAAUAUGUGCUCUUUGUGGGGUUUCCCUUGAGAUUAGUUUGGAAGCUGCAGCUAGUGCAGAAUGCUGUGCCCCGGUUAUUGUGUGGAAUACCUGGAUAGGCAUGUGUUACAUUGUGCUGAGGAAACCGCGCUGGCUGCCCAUCAGGUACUGGGCCAUGUUGAAGGUCUUGUUGUUAACAUAUAAAUAAACAACUCAGACCAGGAUACCUGAAAGACUGCCUGCCCUUGUAUAUAGGUCUGUAGGAUCAAUCAGAUAAUCUGAGGAAAUUCUUGUAGUACUGUACCCUACAGAAUGUCAUAGGGUAAUGAUAUGAAAAUGGGCAUCUUCUGUUAUUGCCCUGCAUUAAGAAAUACCCUUUGCUGUAAGUGAAGCAGCAACCAUCAGUUGUUUCAGAUGUUUUGUGAAGUCAGAUAUUUUCGCCCAGGCUUUCCCUGACCCAUAAGAAUCUCAUCCUGCUUUUCUUUAUAUUAAUUCCUGGUUUGGGGUUGUAGCCAACAAAGUCAUCCAUGAUGCUUUUAUACUACUGCUUUAUUUUUGUUGUAAUUAUAUUGUUUUUAUGCUUUACACCAGUUAAAGAAUUGUAAAAAUAUUAAGUGGCAUAUAUUGAUAUAUCGGGAGGGAUGCGGGUUGCACUGUGGGUUAAACUACAGAGCAUAGGGAUUGCCAAUCAGAAGGUUGGCGGUUCAAAUCCCCAUGACAGGGGCUCGGUCCCUGCUCCUGCUCCUGCCAACAUAGCAGUUCGAAAGCACGAAGUGCAAGUAGAUAAAUAGGUACCGCUCCAGCGGGAAGUUAACCAGGGUUUCUGUGCAUUGCUCUGGUUCGCCAGAAGCGGCUUAGUCAUGCUGGCCACAUGACCCGGAAGCUGUAUGCCGGCUCCCUUGGCCAGUAAAGCGAGAUGAGCGCCGCAACCCCAGAGUCGUCCUUGACUAGACUUAAUGGUCAGGAGUCCCUUUACCUUUAUAUAUCAGGAGUGAGAGAGAGAAUAAAUUACAAUGAUUUAGGAUGCAUUUAGACUAUUGGGGACAUUUCUCCCCAACUUUUAAGCACUUAUAUUGAUUUUGUAAUUAAAAACAAUGCAAAUCAUUUGAAAACAAUCAGAUAUCCUUGCACCUAAAUAAUUUCAAGGUUGCCAGGAAGCAGUAUAUUUCAGCCAUCAAAUGCCUGGGUGAAUAUGCAGGCUUUUAAAUUCCUUCUGAAUGUUAAUAAUGAGGAAGGGAGAUGUACCUCACCAGGGAAAGCAUUCCAUAAAUGGGGAACUAUCAAGAUGGCGGACACCACCAACAGGGCCUCCCCCACUGACUGUAAGACUUGAGGUGGAUGAUAUUGGAGGAGGUGCUCUUUUAGGUACUUGGGUCCCAAGCUAUAAAAGACAGAAAUGAAAAGUCUCAAGAAUAGAUAACAUUAGUGAGAAUGGGAAAAAGUGUAAUAUAUACAGUUUGGAAAUUAUCUGUAAUGAUCUGCUAAAGCAGGGAGAUGAACCUCAGUACAGUGGUACCUUGGGUUACAUACGCUUCAGGUUACAGACUCCGCUAACCCAGAAAUAGUGCUUCAGGUUAAGAACUUUGCUUCAGGAUGAGAACAGAAAUCGUGCGGUGGUGGUGGUGCAGCAGCAGCAGGAGGCCCCAUUAGCUAAAGUGGUGCUUCAGGUUAAGAAAAGUUUCAGGUUAAGUAUGGACCUCCGGAAUGAAUUAAGUACUUAACCCGAGGUACCACUGUACAGUGGUGCCCCGCAAGACGAAAAACUCGCUAGACGAAAGAGUUUUCCGUUUUUUGAGUCGUUCCGCAAGACGAAUUUCCCUAUGGGCUUGCUUCGCAAGUCGAAACGUCUUGCGAGUUUGUUUCCUUUUUCUUAAAGCCACUAAGCCGUUAAUAGCUGCUAAGCCGCUAAUAGCCGUGCUUCGCAAGACGAAAAAACCGCAAGACGAAGAGACUCGCGGAACGGAUUAAUUUCGUCUUGCGAGGAACCACUGUAGUCUUUAUUUGACCAUCUUCUAAAAGCUUCAUCCUGUUUUUCUGUCAUGUGGCUUUGAGCUGUUCCUAUAGUUUGUCUCCAAUUUCAAAUUCUCAUAGAAUUGUAGAGUUGGGAGGUACCCUGAGGGUCAUCUAGUCCAACCCCUGUAAUGCAGAAAUCUCAACUAAAGCGUUCAUGACAGAUGACCAUCCUAUCUCUGCUUAAACACCUCCAAUGAAGGAGAGUCCACCACCUUCCGAGGAAGUCUGUUCCACUGUCGAAAUUUUAAAUUAUAAAAUUUAACGCUGUAAAGAAAGUGUGGAAGAUCAGUGUUUUUGUUCAAUAGACCCUUGUUCAAUAGAACCACAAGGUCUUUUCUGUAGUCUAUAUCUGACUGGUCUCUUAAAUGUCAUCUUGGUGUGAUAAGGAUUAUAAUGCAUUGAAGAAGCUACAGGGUACAAUUAAAAGAGAAAACAAAGCUGCAGUUAGGAUCUUUUUUAAAAGCUGAAGUGCUCAGCACUUUCCUGCAUUCUAGACAGUGGUCUCAUUUUCACAUCCUUGAAACCAUAGUUAAACUAAACUAUGGUUUCAAGAGUAACACGCAGGAUGCGGCUGCACCUUACUGAAACCAUGGGCAGUUUGCUUGUUUUCCACCCCUGUUGGGAGCUAAGCUUGUUUGGAGGAAAUGAAUCACAAGCUCAAGUUCAGAGGUAACACUUAGCCAGACCAUGGCCGCCUAGCUCCUGGCAGCAAUAAGAGCAGGGUAGAAGAGACAUGUAUGCUUCAUGUUUACCUUAAAACCACAGUUUAGUGUAAUUGUGGUUUAAAGUGUUGUGCAUAUCAGACCAGUAGAGACUUGACUUUGCAUAUCUACACUGUGCCAUUUCAUUUAGAGCGUACUGUUCUCACCUGUGUUAUAUCUUCAUGUCACAAUCUUUCAGUAGUGAUUGGACCAGACAUCCAGAAAAUUUAAAUCCAUGGUUGUAUCUUUGGUGAUGGAAGAAUAAUAGGUUAGAGAUCUUGCUACAUGAAGGUUUGAGCAAUGUGUCAGAGCUCAAAAAAAUUGCCAAAAUUUACAUUCUUCCCCUGGGGCUGGUUAAUGCAUACCUCAAUUCCUAUUUAGUUUUUGCCGCAUUGUUGCUUUUUAUACUGGCGGAAGUGACACACUUGGUGUAUUUGCACAUAAUGCUAAGCCAUGACUUGUUUCUCCCAACCUUGGUUUGCUUCCUCUUGCCUUGUCCCUUUGAGUAUCUUGGUUGGGGUGCCAAGCAUUCCAUGGUUGUGUUCAAGCACAAUGCUAAAACCAGACAUGAUUUUUAAGCCAAUAACAAGCCACAGCUUCAUAUUGUGGUUUGCUGGCCGAAAGCAAACCAUGGUUAGACUGCUGGGCUGAGUCCAGAUAUUCAAACAAACCAUGGCUUAAUGUUUUGUGCGAACCAGGCUGUUAUAAACUGAUAUGUUUUCAAGUGUUUUCUUGAUUGGAGUCUUUUUUUCUGGGUUCCAUUUGUCUUGCACACAUUGUAAGCCACUGCUCUGCAGUCUUUCUUAGAGUUGCUGUCUGUAACUGCAGGCAGAUGGAAUCUUGUCUGCAGGAUGUUCCAUUUUGGAAUUAACUGCCCUAAUCUAUACUGCCAUAGAGAGAAGCUAUUUUACCUUAUGUCUGGAUUUCACAUUAGUGUAAUUCAUUCUAUCAUUUAUAUGUGUGUGAACCCAUGCACGUUCAUAUUAGUUAGUUGGCUGAUGUUGAAGGGACAGUCUACAUCAAGUAAUAUUUAUUCACAGAGAACUUAUUCCUUAUUCCAGAGCUCCUGCCAAGGGUUGAGACAGUUGCUUCAGCAAUCUUAAAGAGAUAUUUCAAGUAAGUAGAACCCAAGCAGUUAAAACUGCUGCAGGAAGUAUGCUUGCCCAUGGCAUUAACUUUUAUAAGUGCAUUCUAGACAUUGGGGUAUGUGGUUUUGUAAAAACGGAUAUUUUUAAUAAUUUAUUUAAGGAAUAGUCUUUUACAUAUACAAGUCAAUAACAUAGGAAGAUUUAAGUAUCUCUAGAAUAUUUGAUCAUGCAAGAUCCUAAAAGUACUCCUGCAUAAUGACUGCUGAUUAUAUGCCAUUAUGAAACACCAACAUAGUGGGAAGGUAUUUCAAGUUUGAAGUAUGUUGAAAUGCCAUCUAUUACCUGCUCAUUUCAUAUUCAGGAGUCCCCAGUGUGUAGGAAAAGUGGAAAAGGAGAACAUCCUUGAGAUAAAUUCAGGCUACAGCAGGUUCUCUCGCAUGUAAUUUAGCAGAAAAGCAGACAAAUCUAAAAAGCCAAUUUAAAAAAAUGCAGAAGUAGCACAUGGUUUAGUCCUUCCUGUACUGUACCAUUUCAAACUUUAGUUGAGGGGGAGAUUGUAUACUUUCAUGAUCCUCUGCAUUUGAUGUUUUUAAUAAUGAGAAAGAUAGUGCUUUGAAUGUGUUCAGUUAUUCUGUUGUUUGUGGUUCCAAAUAAAAAUACUCAUUUGCUUGAAGAUGUUGAAGAUGUAAGUGGAUUUGUUCAACAUCAUGAUUUGAAACAAUUAAGUUACCAAGAAUGAUUCCUAAGAAUGGAACGUAUGUUUAACUUUUUGCAUGAGUUUGUGAGUAACUGUAUGUCUGUAAAGGUGAGCAGUAUAGGCAUAUUGCAUAUAGAGACAGUCUGAAGCUAAACUGAUCUCAGUUUGGCUGGUGCUUGGAUGGGACACUGCUUGGGAAUUUUGUAGGUAACCUUGAGUACCAUGGAAGAAAGGCAGGAUAUAAACUUUUUUAAAGAAAGGAUGAAUAACCUAAGUUUGAACAUUGUUGAUAUACAGUAGGGUGAAAUUCAAAAAUAAAAACCUUAUGUCAAUACAGCUCCACAACUGUUCUACCCAGGAAGUUUGCAGAACAUUGUGGUUACUGGGAUAGUGCCUACUCCUGUUCUGUAGGCAGCACUGUGAAUUCCAGUAUACAGUGGUACCUCAGUUUACGAACUUAAUCCAUUCCGGAAGUCCAUUCUUAAACCGAAACCGUUAUUAAACCAAGGCGCGCUUUCCCUAAUGAGGUCUCCUGCCGCUGGUGCCCUUCCACCGUUCGGAUUCCAUUCUUAAACCGAGGUAAAGUUCUCAAACUGGGACACUAUUUCUGGUUUUGCGGAGUUCGUUAACCAAAUCGUUCUUAAACAGGACUGUUCUUAAACCGAGGUACCACUGUAAUUUGAUGGUGAUAAUAGAAAUUCUGAGAAAUUCGUUUAAUUUCACUGCACACAGGUGGUGUAGUGACAAUAAAGGUUUAUUAUUAUUAUAGAAAUUUGCAAGAAUAAUCAAUCAUACCACUAUUUUUAUAGACUUAGUGUUAUUAUGAAAAUCAGCACUGGUUUCAUUUUAAGUAUUGAGGGAUGUGUAAUAGUGAGAGACCGUUUCGAGAGAACUUUGGGGCUAAAUUCAUUUUGAUUUCAUUACUGAAGAUGUGAAGUUACAAUUCUGGCAUGCCUUCUGUAAAACUCAGUAAAAAAAAGAGUAGUAGACUUGGUAGACCUGUUUUAAUACUUUUUCAUUCCCAAUCAUAGCAUCAAGCAAAAAAUAAAAUUGUAAAUAAAUGCACUUAUAACUCAUAGUUCUACUAACAGCUAAGCUACAGAUGGCUCAAUCCUACAUUUAAACCAAUUAAAAGGUACAGCCCUACAAGUAAGCAAUCCACAGUGAAUUAUAGUUGUUGAAAAACUAUUUGUUUGUUUUCCAAUAGGCCUUAGAUUUUCACUCUGUCUAGAAAGGAACAUAAGUGUCUUUAAAAGUGUGAUUCAGAAUUGCCCCAGGUGGUUUGGGAAUCUUGGGUAUUUGGAAAUGUCAAAUGUUUUAACAAAAAUACUUUAAGUAGAAUGAUAUGUAUUUGGAGGAGACAUGUUGAAUUUAGGGGUGCCUCCUUCCCCGACAGAACCUAUAACAGUUGCAUGGCAUGCAGAAAUUUCAGUGCUAUGCCUUUUUGCUGUCAAGUAUGUGCAACCAUUUGAAAACCUGUUCACAUUGAAUUUCUGCAGCUAUUAAAAGUACAGAGUCUGUGUUGGUCAAAAAAAUGACAUUGUGGAAUACAACUCAGUGAGAGACUGGAUCGUAAGGCUUCUAGUGUAUUUUAGCAGUUUAAAUCUGAUAUCUUACAUUGAAUAAUCGCUACGUAACUUGCUGCUAGUAGAGUUGAAUACAGAACCUGCUACUUUGCUAAAAUUGGUUGUGAAUCUAUUUGUGCUGACCAUCUCUGUUUAGUACUUCAAUGUUGUACUUUUACAAAGGAAUAAAUAGCAUAGGAGGUUGUUUCUAAGACAAAUGAGCUGGUGAUGACUUUGUUCCAGGGUCAUAAGUAACUGCUAAAAUGUGUGGGUGUAGAUCACAUUUGGGAAAUCAGUGAGCCACUUUGGGCCCAUAGCUGACUUUCAUGUGUGGCCUGUAGGCCCACUGCCCAGCUGAUUAGCGCUAGAAACAAUUAGGAGCCUACUACUGGGCAUGCCCCACAGCUGUUCUCAAUGGCACUCAGCUGGGUGGGAGGGGAGGUAUAUACAACAGAAGCCCUCUUUUGACAUCCUUCUGUCUCAUCUGCUUCAUUUCAUUCACAUUUGUGACAUAAUGUGCCUGUGAGUAGGUAUCUCUGUGUUUUAUGGUCUGUAACUUCCUAAGAUCCAGACUUGCAUAUGCCUUGUGUGCUCUUCCAUUACUGGUACUGUUAUCAAAGAAGGAUUGAGUAAGUGUGUAAAUUGAAUGUUACCAUCAAGCAUUUUUUUUAUAGGCCAAAGUGCCAAUGUUACAUGUCCAAUCACUGAACAAGGAAUGGGUUUCUGUGCUCUUUUCUCCCCUUUCUCGCAAAUUCUGCCUUGUCUUUCCCGCUUUAGUGGUGGCUCAGCAUUAACUGCUGUACUGACACUAACUAUGGAGUUUGUUAAUCCAUCUCCAACUGUGGUUUUGUAACCUGGUUAGAGUUGAUGCAUUGGGACGACAACACUGGUGGGUUUAGAUUAGUAAUAAUUAUUUUACUGUUUUGCCUACCAAUUUAAAAGACUCUACAAGCUUUCAAACAUGUAACACAGUGCAAACCAGUUAAUCCCAUUAUCCAUCAUCUCUGCAAAAUGAACACUGAAUUUGGGGCACAAUCCUUUUUCCUGUCUGAUGCUGUGCUCAUGAUUGGAGGAAGCUCUGUAGGACCUGACUUUACCCUCUUCACUUUAGCACAUAUGUAUCUCUGUACAUGAGCCAUGAAGAGGAGAAGGAAAUGGAGUUCUGAUGUGCCUUGAGGCAGGGAUGGGUAACAAAUAACCCUCCAGAUGUGGCUAACUUAGAGAGAGUGGUGAAGACACUAAUAAAACAAAAUUCUGGUAAAUAAGGGUUGGUAGCAAUAUGCAAUCAUUAGAAGAAAUCCAACACGACAGCAGGGUCUCUGCAAACAAAUAACUGGCAUCAGUGCCUUAGAUCAUUUCUGUUUGAUAUACAAACAACUCAACCUGUUUUUCAGGUGAUACGAAGAAGUAGUGAUGAAGAAAAACUGCUCUGCUUGGUUCGACAGCGUGCAGGACAUCACUGCCAAAAUGCCGUCAUUGUGAUACUUAUUUUGGCUUGGGAGGGGAUUCCUCAUCUUCUGGCUGACACUCUAUACAAGGAACUGACCCAGAGCCUCAGAAAAUAUGGCUGUCCAACUAGCCGAAGAUGUGCACUAAAUGAAGAGUGAGUGCACUCCAGAACACAUAUUUUGAUGCAUGAAAGUUUUAAUUCUACAUAAUUUGCUUCUGUGACUCGUAAUUAGUUUUUUUUAAGAUUUCAGAUUAUAGCCCUAGUACAUAAAACUUGAAAAAGUGUUAUUUUGUAGUUGAGUAGGAUGUAGCCAACUUUUAAUUGCCAAUUUGAGUAUAGUGUGGGAUGACCAAAAUGAGCUUUCUGCGCCUCCUGUUUCCAUCUCUGGCAAAAAAAGAAAUUACAUGAAGACAGGUGUUUCCCUUCAUUUUAAUUUACUUGAGCCACAUCUUGUUGUGCUGCUUCUGAUGCUGUGAAGGAAUCACAACCAAACCUAUCAAGCAUGAUCUCUUUCUCUAAAUAGCUUAAAUUAUAAACUUAGUAUAUCCCAUUUGAAGGUCAAUUGACUAGGAAAUCUCUUAUACACAGUAAUGGAAAAGUAACAUUUAUACCCAAAUUGGUCAUUAUCAAAAACAGCUGAUGAACUAUGACACGUGUGUUUUUCCAUUGUUCUGUUCAGAGAUGUUUGGGGUUUUGCAUUUAUAGAAGCUUGCUGCACCGCUGGCUGAUUGCCACUUGUUUAAAUCUUCCACAGUCGUACCUGCGCCUGUCAAGGCCUUGAUCCAGAGACAUGUGGAGCAUCCUUCUCAUUUGGCUGUUCAUGGAGUAUGUAUUAUAAUGGCUGUAAGUUUGCCAGAAGCAAAGCCCCCAGGAAAUUUAGACUUCUCACUGAUGAUCACAAACAAGUAAGUGUCCUUCCUGCCUUUCUCAAAAUAAUUUCUAAUUUUACUUUUUAGGGACUAAAAGCAAAAAGGGUGCAGGGGUUUUUUGCUAAUUGGAUCACUUGGGCAUAUACAUUUAUAAGCAUUCAAGGCAGCAUGAUACCUAAUGUAAUCUCCUCAUUUCUCCCUCUCUAUCCCUACUACAUAGAUUCUGUGUGAAAACUGAGCACCACGACAGUGCUGUUUGUGCCAAAGCACUCAUACAUUAUUGGCUUACAGUACACCAAAGUCUUUCUUGACGUUUUAUUUACCCUUUUGUUUGCAGUUAACUUGCUGGCUCCUUCACCAAUGCCAUCCUUUCAUGCCUCCAAUAGCCCAUAGCUGACUGUAUGUGCCCUCCCAGAUAGAAAUUGAACAUCCUCAAACAUCUUCAAGGUGUCAGUUUAAAUAACAGUUAUUUCAGCCACUGAUUAGUUUUUAUUUCCCAUAGUCCCAAUUUUUAAAAAAGUUGUAAUACUUCAUGCUUGCAUAGGGGGCAUGCUGAUAGUGGUUUUGGUUUUUUUAAAUUUUUCCAGUAUUUUCCUGUAUCUGAGUGCCCCAGAGUGGCACACAGUAAACACUGAAAGCAUUCAACAUUAAAAAACUAUUAAAGCCAUAUUUAGCUAUAAACAAACUGAAACCCAUUGUAAAAUACAAUAAUGACAGGAAAAAGUUGAAAGUACAGUGAAAACCUUCUCCUUGUGCUAGUUAUUCAUCUCUUCCAAAAUCAUGGGUCUGCAGGUGUGUUUUUGCCAGUCAUCUAAGUGAAAUGUAGGGGAAUAAUGCACCUCAGAGAAGAGACCAUUACAAUUUUGGGGCUAUCACAGAGAAAACCCUCCCCUGUGCCUCUGCACUGUGAAUCGCCUUUAGCAAGAGGGCCAUAAUAGGGACUCCUGUGCAAUUCUUAAUGAACAAGCAGGCUGGUAUGGGAUGAGGCAUUUUCAUAUACUUAUGUGCUGCUGAAGCAAGUGCUAAAUCAUAUAGUUCUUAUGUUAAGGAUGAAAAAGAUGGAUCACUUAUCUGUUUUCUGUUUCUGUCACUGUUUUUAUUAGGUGUUAUCUUAGCUAAAUACUGAAUAUUGAUCAUUUUGCAGAUGACAUAAAUCUAGGAAGUAUAGCAAUGCAAAAGCAGAAGAAGAUAGAUUCAAAGUACAGACAGAUAUGGAUCAUUUGAGCAACUGGACGGAGUGAGAUGAGGUUUAAUGUAAAGAAGUGUAAGAUUGUUCUUUUAGGUAAGAAUAGCACAUAGCAUAGAUUUAUAAAGCCAGAUAUCUCUGUCGGCUAGAAUGCAGUCAAAGAGAAAUAUUGGGUAGAUAGCAACAUUUUUGUGUGUGGGAGUUCAAUGUAUUGUGCACGCGUGUAAGAGCGACCAGAUUUCUUCAGUCUGUUUUUUGCUGUAACAACAACAACAAAAACAGCAAAGAGUCUUGAAGCAUUUUUAAACAUUAACACCCUUAUUAUGGCUUGAGCUUUCCUGGAUUAGUCUUAUGUCAUCAGAUGCCGUCUUAAUGCUUGUGCAACAUGGGCAGAUCAGGGAGGGUGUCAUGUGCACAAGGAGUGUCAUCUGGGAAUAAUCCACGGAUGCAAAGAGGAAUCCCUUGGGGUAUAUGUGUGGUUUCCCCCAUCUCACAGAAGAGAGUGAGAUUGCCAUCGCACUGGAUCACAGUGUCGUGCUGAGUGCCUUGCAAAAUAAGUAUGUUGCUUCAACAACUGAGCCACUACAAGACUAGCAAAACCUAAAUAAAGUCGCAAAAGUAUAUCAGCUUGGGAAAAUGCAACUGCAAUGAGCAUUCUGUACUGUUUGGUUAAGACAGAGAAGGCACUCGCCAUUCAUCAUCAUGCCAUCUGUUUUCAGUGUCCAGGCCAUAGAUUAAUGUAGCCAGAAUGGCACAACAAGGUUUUGGAGAAGUCUGCAAGUUGAGAUUUGCCAAAGUAUAAAAAAUUAUAGGGAGGAUAAAAAACUAGGGAAGGAACGAGGGAGACUCCAGUGAGAGCUAAGCAUGCUCAGUGUUCAUGGAUUGCUGAAUGACUGAUGACAGUAGACAAAAAACUUUUGGGGGAUGGGGAAGGAGAAACGAAAGGAUAUCCACUAUGUCCUCAGAGAAAUGUAACAGUAGUUGUUUGGUCAAACCAAUGUGCUUGCCAUAUUAGCAUAGGUCUAAGUGAAUUUUCUUUAAGCAAAUGUAAUGUUUUAAUUUAAAACAAAACGGUUUCUUAUUUUGUGUGUUUGCUUUUUCACUUCUCUUCUUUCCCUCUCCCCCCAUAGCCUUGGCUGUGAUCCAGAGGGCAGAAUUCAGCUAAGUUGUUGCAUUAAUGGAAAGCAGCACAAGUCCCACUAGCACAAGACGACUGUCUCCUUCCCCAUGCACUCCCCACGCCCUCUCCAAAUCUGCUUGGGAGUGCUGGGCAAACCCUGAGAACAGGGCGCAGGGAGAAGAGAGGGGAGAUCCUUCCCUCUGGCAAGCAUUUCUGCCGCAAUGAUUGCAAUGAUUGUGUUAAAGCAUCACCAAAAUCCACCCAGAGAGUUCUCAUAAUUACCUCCCCUAUUAACUCAGUAGGCGGCUUUAUGUAUGUUGCUGCUCUCUUAAUUUGAAUCACUUUGCUCCCAUCUGCAACAUUAGGGUGAUUAUAAUUAUGACCUACUUUACAGGACAGUUGUAAGUAUUACUGAAAUAAUAGUCUGGUUUGCAAAGCCAGACCAUGGCUUAGAGUGAAGUCACGGGCAGCUUUGCUCUUCUCAGGUUAUUUUGCUUCUGUGCUGUGUUGAGCUAUGUCAUUGUUUGGCUUAGCAUGAACCUGGGAACAUGGUUUACAAAUCGUAAACCAGACAACAAAUCUUGGUUACAGCUUGUUAUUAGUCUGGAGAGAGCUAAACAGUGAAGCUGGUUUAGACAACACCCAAAGCCACACUGUGGCUUAGGUCAGUAUGGUGCAGCAGCAAAAUAACUAGGGAGGAAUGUAGCCAUGGUUUGGCAUAAUUUGACAUGUGAACUAGUCUAUUGUGUGUGAAAUGCUUGGAACACUCUAAAGCAUCAUACAAACACUUUCAUUAUUAUGUAGCAGGUUUCCAAACAUGGUACUUGCUUUGAAGAAGAAAUAUAUGUUUGUAUUUUAAUGCCAAUGUGAACUCCCAUCCAACACCUCCAUUAUAUCUUUCUCUUGGAAAUGGAAAGUGAACUUGGGAUCUUUUGUGAACUUCUUUUAGUGCCAAGCAAUUAAUUUGCUGACUGCUUUUCCCUUCCUUUGAGCAACUCUCAAGAAUGUUGCUAUGUUUUGCCAUUAUGAUAGCAAACUUACAUGUGGGUUAGUAACCAAAACCACAGGAAGCUGACUAAAUAGCAUACUGAAUCUACGUUUGAUGUUGCUUUCACAGUUUUACUAGUCUGCUUCUCAAGCUAUAAAAUGAUAUGAUGACUCCUUUCCCUGUCUAGGAAGAACAUCUCGAAAACAAUUUGCAAACUUUAGCCACUGAUGUUGCUCCACUGUAUCAGAAACUAGCCCCUGAUGCUUUUCAAAACCAGGUAAAAUCAAAGAAACUCCAUUAUCUCUAUUAUGACACAUCAUCGUUUUAAUACUGGUGAUGCAGAAAGAAAAGCUGCACAAGUUAGUUGAAGGCCUUUCGUUACCUUAACUGGCCUAACUGAAAGAACAGCUAGGCUGCGAUCCUAUGCACACUUAACUGGGAGUAUGUCUCAUUAAACACUGUAGGACUUCUAGAAAGAAAUGCACUGCUGGUGUUACAGCUUUCAAAUUCCUGCUGCUGUGUCCCCUGCUUACUAACAGGGUCAAAAAACUAAUUGUUGUAUUUUUCAUCCUCAUUGCCGAUCAGUGUAUUGCAUGAAGUUGGUAGAUCAAUAAAUCCUGACAGAUGUUGUUUUAAUUAGAUUGUAGAUCUAAGGAUUUUUAGCACAAUUCUCAUCAAAUAAGUCAAGCAUUUACUUUCAUAUUUAGCAAUGCAUAACAAUGACAGUGUUGGCAUGUCAUGGUAAACCACGAACAAGUUAGCCAUGGUUAAUGGUUUACCAUGAGUGUGCAAAUGGUUCUUACUGUAGUCCUCUCCUCUAGUGGGUUAGAGCAACAAACCAUAAUCCUUGGGAGUUAUGGUUUGUUCUCCUCCAAUCAAACCAUGUUGUGAACACAAGGUUCGUUCUUGGAGUGUGCAAGUUUUGUUUUGUUGGAGCAAAACAAACCACAACCCCUAGUUUGGAAGUAAUGCUAAGCCAGGAAUUGUGGUUUUUGGUUCCUGAUGGCUAAAGAAAGGGGCAAAAAAGGAGUGAUCUCAUGCUUAUGUGACCUUUGGUAUUCCAUGGCAUGUAAAUUGGGUUUAUGUGUUCUCAGUCCAGUUGUUCACUUCAAAUGAAAAAUUGUCCCUGAAGCUGGUGGUGUUUGGUGAGAUACAAUGUUAUCUCCAUAUAAGAUUUAUUUGUAUUUGUAGGAGGGCAGUUAUUAAUUUGUUUUUGUUUUAUUAUAUAUUUUGUGUUUUCAUUUUGUAUUUUUAUGUUGUGAACCUCCCUGUGAUCUUCGGAUGAAGGGUGGUAUACAAAAUUAAUGAAUGAAUGAAUAAAUAAUUUUAUUUUUUUAAGGUGGAAAAUGAGCACCUGGGUCCUGACUGUCGACUUGGGAUUAAGGAUGGCCGACCUUUUUCUGGUGUCACAGCUUGCAUCGAUUUUUGUGCUCAUGCCCAUAAGGAUACACACAACAUGCACAAUGGAAGCACUGUGGUAUGCAACGUUGUUGGGAUUCAGUUUCCCAAGUGCUUGUUCAUUUACAAUUUAUCUACUUGGCUUCUUUAGGUUGCUACCCUGUAGCUGUGAAUGCACCCUUAUUUCUAGACUUGCUUUUGUUCUUAAUUGUUUAUGCUCUUCUUUACAAAGUCUUCUUGCAAAGUUUAUCCAAAAAAGCCACGUUUAUAAAAUAAAAUAAAAAGCAAUUCAGAACUGCAACAAAUGCAAGACAAAACAAAUAAUCGGCUUCCUGCCCUAAGUAGACCUCUAGUUCUUGGAUAUGUUGCAAUCUCCUUUAUAAAGCUGAAGUAAUUUGCAAGGGACGCUUCAAGUUGCCGUGGUUGAAAGUUAAAAGUUUUUAUGGAUUGAUAGAGGUAAGGGAACCAAAUCAUUGCAUGGGGAGAACAACUUCCGCAAGUGCAACAAAACUUCUCUCCUCUGUGCUGCCCAAAAUCUGCUCCAGGGGUUCCCCACUUGUGAAAGUCAUUAGACAGAAGAACUUUUUAAAGGUGCAAAGCAGCUGUGAAUGAUUGUGCUGUUAGUGUUUCUAAAAUUGUGCAAUGUUAUUCAAACCAUGACAUGUGGGCUUGAUGUUUGAAGGAGAGGGGAAUUUCCUUAUUUUUCACACAAGCACCCUAAGUAGAAUAAUAUUCUGCAUGCUAAAACAUAAAUAUCACCUUUGCUAAAGUUGCUUCACUAACAAAUAAGUGAUGAUUUAUUAUUCUCUCCCCCCCUCCCCGUUUUUCUGGCUAGGUUUGUACAUUAACAAAAGAAGAUAACCGCAUGGUUGGGGUGAUACCCAAUGAUGAGCAGCUGCAUGUGCUGCCGCUUUACAAAAUCUCACAAACAGAUGAAUUUGGCACAGAGGAGGGUCUGGAAGCCAAGAUAAAAGCUGGGGCAAUCCAGGUGCUUACUGCUUUCCCACGAGAAGUAAGAAUGCUAGCAGAGCCACGUAGAGCGACGAAAAAGAAGAAAGCAGACUCAAAGAAGCAAACCUUAGCAGAGAAGAAGCUGUCUGCUCCUGCAAAGGGAAAAAACAGAGUGCAGGAAAAUACCAAUAAAGCUUCAAAAAGUUUAGGUAGGUACGAUAAACCUUGUUUCAAAAGUUAACUGAUACUGGCAGAAAUCUGUUUAUCAAAGGUAGGGCUGACUCUCAGAAUCUGAAAUCAACAAUCAAGCUCUCAGUGUGUCUAAUAAGUUAGGUAUUGAGGGUGGGAUGAAGCAAAACGUUAGCGCAAUCAGAAUCUCAAGAGUACAUUUAAUAAACGGACUGAAUCAUGGCAAGGUGGAGGUCCUAUGUGGGUAAGUUGUUCUCAGAUCCAGGAAUUAGGGAGACGACCUGUUCUGGGUGGAGGAACAGGUGUCUAAAGGAACAGGUGUGCAGCUUGAGCAGUUCUUCUCGAUUCAAAGCUGUUGUUAGAGGCCCAAGUAGCUUGAGUGGUGAGGAGUGCCUGUGCCCAGCUAUGGCUGGUUUGCCAGCCAUGGAUGUUCCUGGAUCAGUGACAGCCUGACAUCAGUAAUUCGUAUUCUGACAAUCUCACAAUUCUAAAGUUGCAACACCCUCUGCAUGGGCUACCUUUGAAGAUGGUCCAAAAGCUACAGCUGGUGCAGAAUGCAGCUGGUAGAUUGUUAAGUGCGGCACCAAGGUAGGAUCACAUGUAAUUGAUCCUUAAAGCACUGCCCAGCUUGCCUGUGAGCUCCUGGGCCCAAUUCAAGGUGCUGGUACUGACAUACAAAACCUGAAUGGCUUCGAGAGCCAGUGUGGUGUAGUGGUUAAGAGCGGUAGUCUUGCAAUCUGGGGAACCGGGUUCGCUUCCCCGCUCCUCCCCAUGCAGCUGCUGGGUGACCUUGGGCUAGUCACACUUCUCUGAAGUCUCUCAGCCCCACUCACCUCACAGAGUGUUUGUUGUGGGGGAGGAAGGGAAAGGAGAUUGUUAGCCGCUUUGAGACUCCUUCGGGUAGUGAUAAAGCGGGAUAUCAAAUCCAAACUCCUCCUCUUCUUCUUCUUCUUCUUCUUCUUCUUCUUCUUCGAGGCCCCGUAUUUAAAGGAGGUCUUCUCCCAAUACCUUGCAGACCCAUGAUUUGAGACAGUUGAGGGAGGCCAUGCUCACUGUCCUGCCAACAAUAUGGCAUCUUGUGAGGUAACACCAGGCAGGGGCUUCUUGAUACUGCAAUUGUGCAUUUCCCUGCCUGGAAAAGUGUGUCUGACCCCUGCAUUGGCAACUUUAGGUGUCAACCGAAGACACCUUCAUCUGAACUUUGGGGACACAAAUGGAAUCUGGAGUCCAACAGUUUCAGUAUAACCUGUUGUGCUACAUUUUUUUUAGUAUUAAAAUGUAAUUUUAGAAGCUUUGUUUUUUGUGGUGGUUGAUUUUAAAAUUUGUGAAUCACCUUGGACUCCUACAGGAGGAAGGUUUAUAUUAAUAUUUUUAUUUUUAUUUCUAUAUUUGUAAGUUGCUGAAGGCACUCAGCGGAAGGUGACCAGUGUUGACUCUGUUAAUUUCUCAUCCUGAAAAAGUACUGCAUUUAGGUUGGGUAGAGCUACUAAUAGCAAAUUUUCACAUGAUAUUUAGAGAAUGUAUACCUGUUGUGCAUGUGAGCUGUGUCUGCUGGAGUUUGCAAGCCACUUCAUCAGCUGAAAUUUUAAAAUUUCAGCCACUUCAGAAGGAAGUCCUUUUUAGUCAAAGGCAGGGUACUUUAGCACAUUUUGGAUUCCCAUAUCCAGCCAGUCUUCACAUUUCCCCCACCCCUCCCAAAGACACACAUGUGCUAUUUCCAGCUCAGCACUCACUGCUAAAACUCUUACCCAAGAUACAGCUGCCUCUUCUCUGCUGGAAACGAUAAGCCUCCAUUGAAGGGAAAUUCAUAUUCUCACAAUUAAGUUUGCUUUUUUUUAUUGACCAGCUACAGAAAAAUGUAGAGCUUUAUAUUUAAAACAUUUUGUUCUUUUCUCCUUAGGGAGCAAAGCUAAUUCAUUGCAACCUGGGACAAAAAUGGAGAGUGGUGAUCACCUUUCUACAAUAAAACACAAUUCAGACACUACUAAAAAUUGCUCUGUACUAAAGCAAUAUGCUCCUUCCUCCCCUUUAAAGCUGGAUAGUUUACAUUCUUGCUCUCCAUUAACUCACAAAGCUGGUGGUAUAAUGCCAGUGAGUAAUAAUCAACAAGAUUUUUCAACUCCCUACGGGUAUUUGCAAUGCAGUAGUAACAAACCUCAUGUGACACCCAAAGGUAAGAUCUUUGAUGUGUCCAUCAGCGAUCAUACUGGAAUUUUGCUGGAUGAGAAGAGGAAUGGGGUGCCCCCAUUCCUUCAAGACCUUACUGUUUCAGAAUCCACAGCCUUCAGAGAUACCUUGCCCCACACACUUGAACAAGGAGUAGUCAGCAAGCAAAAUUGUGAAAUAAAGUUAGAAAACUCUCCUGCCUCACAGUUGGCUAGCUCUUGUGAUUCCUCAGUGCCGUUAAAUUCUCCAGAAGAUAUAGUCAGAAAUGAAAUUGGUUCUUCCCAGGAGUGUCCAAUGCAAAAAGGUGGUUUCAAGAACCCAAAUUGCGAUUCUGCCACUGCGGAUAAACACCCAAGUUGUGAGCUCUUAAAGCGCACAGAGUCCGAAGAAAAAGCAGAGGAAAUGUGGUCUGACAGUGAGCAUAAUUUUUUGGAUAAUGACAUAGGUGGGGUAGCUGUAGCGCCAUCACACGGCUCCAUCUUAAUUGAAUGUGCACGCCGUGAGCUACACGCCACAACUCCGAUUAAAAAGCCGAACCGGAAUCAUCCCACACGGAUAUCGUUAGUCUUCUACCAACACAAAAACUUAAAUGAGCCAAAACAUGGGAUAGCGCUGUGGGAGGCAAAGAUGGCCGAGAGAGCAAAGGAGAAAGCAGCGGAAAAAUCAAGCACUGAAAAUACCAAUGUACAACCCAAUGACAGGAAUGUGCACCAGGCCAGUGCCACGAGAGAGAUUUUCUAUGAAGACAAUGAAUUCAACCAAAUUCCAUCGCGCCGAGCAUUAACAGUAACUCAUGAUAACAUCAUAACGGUGUCUACUUAUGCCCUCACUCGAGUUGCCGGGCCAUAUAACCACUGGGCAUAA